Molecule: messenger RNA, 82114 nt
Organism: Pelobates cultripes (western spadefoot toad)
Lineage: Eukaryota; Metazoa; Chordata; Amphibia; Anura; Pelobatidae
Source: the annotation of a GenBank genome assembly
CUCUCUCAAUCAGCUGCACUCUGCCACUCUCCUGAGUAACAUACAUCCCUCCAGCACCAGGACCAUUGUCACCUAUACCUCUUCCAGCCUGGAUAACUUUACCACCCCUGCCAACACCAACUGGGGGGAGUAACUGGCAGAGUCCCUCCAGUACCUGGACUGUGAGCAGCUCUACAUGCAGUGAUUAGCCCCUGCCGGUCCUGGCCGGAGGAUGCUCAGGAGAGACCUGAGGCUGCGCUGGAGAGGUUGUGCCCUCCGCCUGGCCGCCCUGUGCCUGGCUGUCCUGCUCUGUACCCACCUGUCUGCAGAGUUUAGGCGCUGGUCGUGGCCCCCGGGCGAGCUGCUAGAGAAGGUGCAGGUUACCAGCCGGGGACCGGGAGGAGGGGAGCAGGGCAGGAGGAUAGAAGAGGUGCCCAGCAGGAGGCAAGUGAUCUAUGUGAGGAGAAGCAGCAGAGCUGGGGAACCCGGAAAGCAGGGGGGCAGCUCUGCAGAGAGCAGGAGAGACCCCAAGAAGGUCAGUAAUACUUCCACGAAGCAUGGGGCAGGUCUUACUGAGGUGUAAAAUGGCCUAGCAAUGAAAGACCCCCAAACAGUGUUCUUACUGUGAGCUGCUGUGGCAUAUUGCUAUGAUUAAUGCAUUGAGAGAUUUAUCUAACUUCUGUGAUGUAUAAAGUGGCGCAGCGUUCUAAAAGUGUGUCAGUCACCAUGGAAACCAAAAUAGUCAGCAGACACAUUCUACAGACUUCACUUUUACAAGUUUGCCUCACUUUUGAGGUCUCAGCACUUCGAUAACUCUCUAUUAGUGUGGCAGCCUCCUUACCUGUAUAGGAGGUAUAUGUGAAUGUACAUAUAGUCUGUGAUUAGGGGGGUUGGGGGAGAGGGGAUUCCUACAAGGGGUCUAUGCAGUGGCAAUAGCUGUUUGAUAUUUUACUUAACCUGUGUAAACCUAAAUAUAUGUGAACUAGCCCAACCAGAUUGAUUUUAAACACAUUAAAAUCAGGACACUAUUCAAAUCCAGUUGUGAAUACACCUUAACAGGCCAGGGCUUGACAAACUUCUUGCUUGAAUAUAGGUUAAUCAGUCUGUGGCUCAGGCUAAGGAUCACUCAAUCACAUUGACUCACCACUGCCCAAGGUUGGAUUUCCUAAUAGGUGUGGCUGGCACGUCUGGGAGUGCAUCUGUUUGGCUUUGUUGCUCUGCCAGUGAUUGUGCCUACAAGAUAACACUGGAAUACCUUUUGGAUUAAUUGCUAACUACAAGCAUUUUAUGGAUCCACAGGAAAGUAAAGAAUAUGUGUGGUCCAUGGAAUCAGAAAUAUCAUAAUGGUGCAAUAGUGGAGAUACUAACUACCUGGAUAAAAUAUAUUAUCUUCCUUCACCAAACUAGUACUACAAUACAUUCCUACUCACUGUGCAUUAAAGUGACCACUUGCAAACAUUAAAACUGCUAUAGGAGUAGCUCCAUCACCCCUAUAAGGACAUACACACCAGGACUGCACACCAUUGGCCCUGCAUCUGCUUAUUCAAUACUUCUCUUAAUUAUGGAAAGUGUUUUUGAAAAGCCAGAGGGCUAUGGUUGUACUCUCCUGAUCAGUGUUAUUCAUCCAAAAUAACAACUGAGAAGAUGCACGGUUUCUAAUGGAAAGAUAUAGUCACUGCAAACUAUACAAUAUCUAUUAUGGGUACAAUUAAAUUUCCAGGCUCUGUGUUUCUGUUCCCCCACAGUCAAUGAUGUCACUUUUAUUUCACAACAGCUUAUUGUGUCAAAAGACACAUAUUGCAUAAAUCUGUGCCUCGCUGUACCCACACUAUAAUAUCAUCGCUGGUACCAAAAGAGUUCUUUGAGAACACUGGACAUCAAUGAAAUAAUUGCCUUUUACUUACCAGAAUCAGAGCAAGCAAUUACAGUGCACACGUGUACUAACACAUGAUGGAGUAUCUGGAGAAUUAAAAGAAUUUGACAUUUAUUGCAUAGCCACGGUUAACACUCAAGCAGCCAUCACCACAACAAUCCAUUUUACGUCAUUCGGCUCUUUAUCUUAAAUGCCCGAAGGAGCCUAAAAAAUGGGUAACACACAAUCUGAUUUGUUUUUUCCCCAUCAGCUGCGUUUAUUUUCACCGUAAUUGUGCUAGGCAGAGUGUGAUUUGGCAGUUAAAAUCAAAUGUACGAUUAAACUAGAACACCACUAAUUCACGUUAUAGUGUCACACAACAUUCAUUCACCAUUAGAUGCUAACACAUCAGUACUGCACUAUUAUGUUGCAACAUAUCACUGAAUCACUAUUAUAGUGUCACAGAUCAUUCAUUCAACGUUAUACUGAUAUAUAUUACUAAUGCACAAUUAGACUGUCACACAUCACCAAUGCACCAUUGGACUUCUAAACACCAGUAACAAACCUUUAUAGUGCCAUUAUAUUACACUGUUUACAUGCUUAGAUGUGCGACUUGGCAGAGAAAAGUCUGUCUUAUACAAUAUUUUUUCUUUUCUUUCAUUUGUUGUCAAUAAUGCGCCAUUAUACAGCCACAUGCCACUAAUUCAUUCCACACAUCAUUAGCGCCGCAUUAGUCUUCUAAGCAUCACUAAUUAUAUUGGCAAACCACACUACAAUUACAAUUGUGCUGGUAGACUGCAGUGCGUCACUUUUGCAUUGGAUUGUCACUCAUCUAUUAUUAACACAAAAGGUCACCUUACUCCUGGUAUGGCAUAAUAGAAAGACAAUAUAAAUGUGCUCAUGACAUUUUAUUAUAUCCAUGGUUUGUAAAAUGGAUGUUAAUAAGAUAUUGGCCAACAAUAUGCAUUAGGAAUAAUUUGUGAAAUCCCUUGCUUGUGGCUUAUUAGACAGUGCUGGUUGAUACAAAACCUUUUCUUUAACUUCUUACUCUGAUGUUUAUUCAAUAAACAUUUGGGUUUAUUAUCUGAAUAGCUUUUCUUUGUUGACUUUGACUGAUAAAAAGAAUCUCCAAUUCGGGUAAUUUAGAGAGUUCUUCCAACACUACUCUUUUAGUUUCGCAAAUCCAUUCUCUUGGUGAAUAGCCUCCAUGAAGUUUUUGGUUUAAAAACAAACUUGACAAAACACUAAUUACCCAGUUCUGCUGAAUUUUCAACUCAAUGCAACUCACUCAGGCUGAUUCAGUUUUAGCAGCAACAAAGAGUUUAGUUUAGCAGUAUGACGCAGUUCAUAGAUAAUGCGGAGGACAGCAAAGUAUUAUAAUCAGAAAUAAAUCCGCCUGCCCGUUAAACAAAAAGUUUGAAAUUUUUUGAUUAUUGGAUUUUUUGGGGUUAAAAUUUUGGCUUUUACAAAACGUAUUGCACUUUGUUUUUUUUUUUGUUUUUUGUUUUUUCCAACUGCUAGUGUUUGCUAUGGGAAUGGCAAACAUAAUCUUGUUAACAUAAGGUCAAAACACAGACAUAACAAUUGUCAAGGAGAGCAAACACAUAUAAAAUAUUUAUAAGAUUGCUAGAAUUCCCAUGCAGACUAUAAUAGACAGCUACAACACCAGCUAGUUAUUACGUAUAAAAUGUGGCAGUGCUGUGAGUGGAAGAUAAGCAAUGUGCACUGUGCAUUCAUGGAGUUUUAUUUUUAAUAAAUAUGCCGUAGAAGCAGAAUUGGCAGUAUCGUCUCACCAUUUCAUCUUUCCUAGGUUGAUAAAAUGAGUUUGGUAAUAAUUACAUGAAUAUUCUAACAAGGUUUUUCACUAAAGUGAUAAUUCAAAGUGAAUUUCAAAUUUAAGGCCAAAGUCGCUGAACUGGAAUCACAGCUGAAUUUGAGAUUUUUUCCGGUUUUGCAAUUUUGACCUUAAAGGAGAACUAUAGUGCCAGGAAAACAAACAUUAGGUCUCCCCCACGCUCAGGGCCUCUUAAAACUCCUUCAGCAACUAACCUCUCUCCACCCCCUGCCGACAUCAGAUCCGAAUGCGCAUGCGCGGCAAGAGCCACGCACGCAUUCAAACAACUCAUAGGAAAGCAUUACAUAAUGCUUUCCUAUGGACAUCCAGCAUCUUCUCACUGUGAUUUACAGUGAGAAUCGCGGAAGCGCCUCUAUCGGCUGUUACUAGACAGUUACUAGAGGCUGGAUUAACCCUCAGUGAAACAUAGCAGUUUCUCUGAAACUGUUAUGUUUUCAGCUGCAGGGUUAAAACUAGAGGGGCCUGGCACCCAGACUACUUCAUUGAGCUGAAGUGUUCUGGGUGCCUAUAGUGGUCCUUUUACUUUGAUAUUUAAAGUUAAAUUUCUUCUAUAGUGAAUAACCAUUUUAGAUGUAUGUUAAAACUAGUAAGAGCUAACUGUUCUCUUAAAUAAUGUUAUAUUAUUAUUGCUUGAAAAAUGUAAUUGUAUCAAUAGUAUCUGAAUAAGUUGCACAAUUAUUAUUGGGUCAAUCUCUGUAACAUUGGGGAUGUCUCUUCACAGGAUUUUUUUAUAUUCUACAUGCUCAUCCCUGUAUUUUUGAAAUAAGUGUUGUGAAAUGUUUAAGAAAUUUACUUUAAAAAUCCACUCCAGUUUACAGCUGUAAUUAAAAUUAUUAAACACCCAUUUAAAAAUCAGGUUUAUUUUAAAAUUUUACAGACUUUCAGCUGUUUGCAAUGAACAAAUUAAACAAAAACAACUGAAAUAGCUCAACACAAUGAAUGCUUCAAGUGGUUUUCCCAAAUUCAACUGAAAUUGCAACUUAUAAUGACUUCUCCAGUCUUAAAAUUAUUCAAGAGGGCCAAGCAGCAAACGGAUCAGACGUGUAAAUGUGGAGCUCCGUAAGGAAACAUGAACAAACUACCACGAAUAGGGCAAACAGACUCCAUUCCAAUGGCCUGAACCACGUUUCCACCCCAGAGACAGUUAUGGGGUGCAAACAAAAGAAAUCCCGCCCACCAGAAAUGCGCAAACAAGCCGACAUUAGGCUCUCAUUCGAGAGGCCUACACCGCCGGCUCCAAUCAAGAUGGCCCUGGAGGUGUGCACUGAGGAGGAAGCCUCGAAGGACUCUCCAGAUGACAGAGCAAGCCUCUCCUCAUGACCCACAGGGGCCCAAGACCGGGACUUGGAAUCCGACGAAGACUCGUCUCCGGUAACAAAGGUAGACAUCACGGACCCCCUGCAAGAAAUGAGGGAGGUUUGGAAGGCGCAUAUCAAGGAAACACGGAGAGAGAUGGGGGCCCUCCAGGCAAGAAGAGGUAGAUGGUAGAGAGGGAGAUAGGGAUUGCACCCUUCAAGCCACCCAAGACCAAAUGCAAGACCUCUCACAACAGGUCCAAAACCUAAAAAGAACAGUCACAGCGAUAGAAGCAAGGCACAGGAAGCGGAAUGUCUGCCUGCGGGGCAUACCAGAAAGCAUCAAUGGGGAUGACCUGCUGCCAUUCGUGCAGAAACUAAUAGCCACAAUUGGAGUCAAAGGAGACGCUGAUCCAAGCGCACUGCUUACAGCAUUCCGAAUCCGGGAAAGCGGCAGCCGCCCUGGACAACACACCCAGAGACACUAUAGUUGUGACCAGGGAUGUGGCAGUGCGAACCGCAAUACUUUCCCGCUCAAGAGAAAUGCAUACAAUAAGAUUUGAGGGCACACAGUGGCCAUAUACAGGGACAUUCCCUUUGCAGCACUAACAAUGCGGAGGCAACUGGCACCGAUCGCUAAACAUCUCCAAGAGGCAACGAUCCACUACAGAUGGGGAACUGACAGCUCACUACAGGUUCAGAAGAGGGACCAGACCCUAACCCUAACUCCGGCGGAUAGCCAAGACGCUUUCCUCCAACAACUGAACCUUACCACCAGAGACGCUACCCAUAACAGAAGCAGAGAACAAGAGUUAAACAAGCACACAGAAGCGAUCCAACAGAGACAAAGCCGAAACAGAAUCCUGCCUGAUACCCCCUACGAACUAAUGGCCACCACAUAGGUUACACCUUACGCCAACACUUAGAAGAUAAUCACUUUCUCCUCCCACUACCCUUUAGCCAUCCCCUCAAGAGGAGACCAUAUAUUCAACACCCCAUAAGCUCGCACCUGAAAGGCAACCCAACAGUUAUAGUUAUAGUAUGAAGUUCGCUAGGGAGUUAUUAGGUUUUACCACUGUUUAGCACUGUGCAUAUAUCUCCACACUAGCAGCAGAUAGCCAACCUUGUGUCAAACCCCAGAAAGAUGGUGUCACAGUGAACAAUGGACAUACUGGUCAACCGAAAGCUAUGUCAUGCUUAAAGGUAUACUUAGAACCAGAUGUAAUUUUGUUGAGUUGUAAAACUCUAAUAAAAUACAAAUUUAAAAAGAAAAAUUAUUCAAGAAUCUCCCACAACAGCACAAAUAUGCAAUAUUCUAUUUUUUGUUGCACCAGGUGUACUUGAGCUGGAACACUUGAAAUACCUGUACUGGCUAGGGGUUUGUUGAAUGUCACGUUUGACUGCAUGUAAAAAAUAUGGCUUAGUCAAAAUUAUGGUCCACAAAGUUAAGAGAAGUGAUCAUCGCCCUUCAAAAACAGGGAACAGGACACAAAAAGAUAGCAAUGGCACUAAAUGUCCCUAGAGACACCGUUGGAAGCAAAGUCCGCAAGUUCAAAGUUGAAGGGAACAGUGCAAAAGACCACUGACUGUAAAAGACCUGCAGCAAGACUUAGUGGCAAGAGGCACUAAGGUUUCAGUGAGCACAGUAAGGCGCAUACAAAACGCAAAAGGUUUCUAUGCUAGAACUCAAAAACAUACACCACUAUUGACCCUAAAGCACAAGAAAAGUUGUUUCCAGUACGGUCAAAAUACUAGUUUUGGGAUUCUGUUCUGUGGAGCGAUGAAGCAAACUUGAACUUUUCAGCCCAAUGGAUCAGUAGUAUGUCUGGAAGAAAAUGAAUGAAGCAUACACUGAAAAGAACACUCUGCCUACAGUUAAGCAUGGUGGUGGCUCGGUGAUGCUCUGGGGCACUAGAAAUUUGCAGCUUGUGGAAGGCAACAUGGAUUAAUUGGUGCGCGAAGAAAUCCUAGGAGAAAACACAAUGAUCCCAAGCAUACCUCAAAUUUCCUAAGGCUUGGUUGCAGAAGAAGUCCUGGAAAAUUGUACAGUGGCCAUCACCUGACUUGAACCCCAUAGACAAUUUCUGAUGGGAUUUGAAGAAGACAGUUGCAGCACACAAAGCCAAGAAUAUUACAGAACUGGAGCCCAUUUUUAACAUUCCUAAGCAACACUGACUCAAUCUGGUGUCUGGCUAUGCAUCUCAUUUGCAGCAGGUCAUAACAGCAAUGGCUGCACUACUAAGUACUAAAGAUGCUUGCCAUGAAGGAGUUAAAUAAUUUUGAGACGGGAGAAGUCAUUAUAAGUUGCAUUUCCAGUUGAAUUUGGGGAAACCACUUGGAACCUUUUUUGUGUCGAGCUAUUUCAAUUGCUUUUGUUUGAUUUGUUCAUUGCAAACAGCUGAAAAUAUGUGAAUUGUGACAAUAAUCCUGAUUUCAGGUAACUUCAUCUUCUCCAUCUGUCAAUCAUUUUUUAGAACUGUCCUUUGCACCUGGCGGUCAUCACAGAGAAAACCCACCAAGAAGAGGAGAAACUAAAAAAUGUUUCUAUUUCUCUUCCUCUAAUGGAAUGUUUGCAGUGGAUGUGACUGAUUUCAAGUGGAUUUUGUUGUCAUUUUGUUAAAUCUUUAAAGGAACACUCAAGGCACCAUAACAACAUAACCAAAAUUAAGUAGUUAUGAUGCCUGAAGGUCCACAGUGCCGGUUAUCUUUAGGGAUAAAACUGUUAACAAGUGGUUUUCUGUCCGGCACAGUUCAGUUAUGCUCCUUGAUGUCUGUUGCAGUCUGAAUCUUCUAACAGGAAGUCUUAGAUAAGAAUACUGUAACUUCCAAUACACUUAUUUUUCUCAUUCCAUUUAGCAAUGGGGAGCUAUCAACCAAUCAGACUGCAACAGAAUUUUGGACACAGAGCUGACUUCCUUUGGACGUAAGAUUUGGCGGUUUAACAUUCAUUUUAAAUGAAACCUACUUUUUGUGCUGUUGUUAAUUUUAUUUUUUGUAUUGGGGGGUUGGUGUUAUGGGAGGGUAGAAAAAGCUUUACAGCCACUAUACAGUGCUUUGCUAACUCCCCAGUGCUCUCAGCCUACCACUACUCGACAGGUUGACCCAAUUAAUAAUGUAGAAGUGUAAGUAGCACAUUAUGAAGUCUGCUAACAAAUAGAUUGCCAACUCCUAUAAACUCUUUGUAGUGGUUAUGUUACUUUUUGUCACAUGAACAAUUAAAUUGAUGUAUCAUCAAGGCAGUAAAUUUAGUACUAUUACUUUGUUGAUUUAUUGAGUUACUUUCUGAGUUAUUAAUGAUUCCUUAAUCUUUUGGGUAAGACCCACUCCCGAUUCAGGACUUGGUGCAUUAGUGUUUCCCAGAUCACAAUCAUCUCCCCUAUCAUGGUGACAGCACAUUUCAGUGUGAAUAGAAUAAUGCUUGUUACUCUUUUCCUAUGGCCCUCAAAGCACGAGAUCCCUGUAGGAGAGUUCUCCUGCUGGAGCCUGUCACUCAUCCUUGUUCUAUAGAACUGGACUAAAUCAAUUGUUAUAGUAGGCUGCAAAUGCUCUAACUUGUAGCUACUCUACAGUCAUUUAAGACAUGGGGACCCAAAAGGUAUAUUAUUACGUAUUUAGAACUACAACUUCAUAGUGUACAUACACAAUAGCGUAAAUUAAUUUGAGAAUGCUUCAUGUCACAUCUUGUGAUAAUUUUUCAUAUGUUGCUGCUACUCUACUUAAAUGUAUUUUUGUCUAAAGUCAAGUUAUUGAUAAAGUUACUUUGUUUUUGGAAUUGAUAUGGUAAAAUCAUCUUACAGAGAGGGUUGUAACAUAGUUUGCUUGGUGAGUUUCCUAUAAGUUGAACAAAACAUAUAUGCAAAAUGCAUUUCAAUGUCUGGAAAAUGCAGCAGGCAUAACAAAUGUCCAACUCGGUAUGAACAGACUCCCUCACUAGUGCAAAUAAAUAUUAAAAAGUAUUUACUAGGUAGUGGACCUGCUGUUUAUAAGUUAUUUUUUUUACAAGGACCCAGAUUAUGAAUAUGGAAAUAGCUUGGCAAACCAUACUUCAGUUGUGAAAGAAAUUCAGGGACCCUUUGUUAAUUGUAACAUAAUAUAUCAGAGGUAGGCAAUCUUUUGGUGUGCCAGAGUGAUAUGUUGAAGUUUAGUGGAGUGUUGGCUUUCUUUUUUCAAAUUUCAAAUGUUGGUGAUUUUUGUAACUGUGUGGUAUAGCACAUAGUCACAAUGAUCUCUUGUGGUGUGUGAGGGGAGCAGAUCCCUUGCAUCAUUCCCCCCAGUUUGGCACGUCUCAUGUGCUCUGAGACUGAGUUACUCAGAAAUGUCAGAUCGGGAGGGUACCAUUGCACUACAGAGGGGAAUUUGGGAGAUCCUCUGCUGUCCCCAGUAGACCCAUUUAGGUUAAGCUGCUUUGUGAAUACCUCUGUAAGGUAUUCCAAAUAACAUCUUUAGAGUUUAGUGCCACUGAUGAGAUCCGCAAAGGAUGAUUAUGAAAAAAACAACAUCCUUUGAAAAAUGGUAUGCAUCUCAAACAGGCCUAAGGGCCUGAUACAGUGGCCCUUACAAAAGAACAAUGUUUAUUUUCCACAUUGUGUACAGUGAUGUCAUUGGUGUUAAUAAUAAUCAGAUAAGGCGGGUGAAUAACCCACUCUAAACUCCUGUCUCUUUGCUUUGCCAGAUUAUUGGUUUGAUUGUUAAAUUCAGAAAUAUUGGAGAAUAUGCAAUAAUGCCCUGGACCUUACCUGGAACAACAGGCAUAGGAUAUUUAAUAGAAUAGAAUAUAUAAUAUAUAUAAGUAAUUUAUGUGAUACUUUAUAGCAAAAAUGCAUGGUGAACUCCCAGGUCUGGUGCAUGUAAUGUUUUUUGUCCCUAAAUUGUAAUGAAAAAUACAUAUUUAUGGUACCUCAUCUGUUGCCCAGCCUCAAAACAGAUUAGAUUGCAUCCACAUGUCCCGUUUCAUUUUUAUUUCUGCUUAUGAUGAUUUGCAAAAUAAUAUCUCUAAAAUGUUGAAACCACACAAUUUCCUGUCAUAUUCACUAAGUAUAUUGAUACAAAGGAAUUAUCAAGGUUAUCAAAAUAAGUAAAUUUUCCCUAUGACAUAAUUAAAUUAUCUAAUGUGUACAAUUUGCAGAUGUGGGCAACAAUUCUAGUAUGUUUAAUCUGCAGCCAACUUUUGUUUAAAAUUAAAUUUUCCAUUAAAAUGUUCUGAUAAGCAAACUGCCUGGGGUUUUAUAUUUGAAGAAAUAGUUUGCGGUAGAACUUCAUAAGUUUAUCUGUGUUCCUUUUGGAUUUGAUUAGUAAGCAGCAAAUGUGUCAUGAAUCAGACUGCUUGCACGCAGAAUAUUUUCUUGCAAUACUGUAGAUACUAUUCUCUUUUGUACUCUUUCUGGUCGUUUGGCUAGCACAUAAAUAGCUUGCAGAAGAUACUGCGUCAGUUUUCUCAUGACUGGUUAUCACAAUUUGUGAUGGUUAGUUUUUUACUGGUAAUAAAAUAACAUAUCAUCUGAUCUGACUAAGAGAUUUUAAAGCAAACCUGUAAUGUAAUUUUUUACUUACCUCACCGUCGUUCCAGCCCAGCCAUGUCUUCAUCUUUGUGGGUGUUAUUCUUUCACCCUUUCUUCCUCCAGUAUCUUCAAUGGUUUGCACUGCUCAUGGCAGGGUUAGCCAGAACUAGCUAGGAAGCUAUCCUAGCAACCACAGUGCAUGCGCAGAAGGACUACAUGAGAGAGGUCUUUUAUACUUACCAUUGGCAGUCAAUUCUUCUUGACUUGCAAGGAGAAAAAAAUAUUUUUAAAUGUGUGCUUGCACAAUAUUUUGACAGAAUGUUAUUCUAUUUCAAAAAACAUAAAUUAUAGGAGGCAUGCACACCUCUCAACUUCCUGAGUUGGGAUGUGUGAGCAGAGUCUUCAGGAGGCAUUGCCAGUGAUGUGAGCCGCAUCACUAGCGAUACCCACAAUGGGUGGGGGACACGUGCAAAAGAAGUGGGUCGGCCACCUGACAGGUAGCCUGGCCCACUCCUGGCUAUCAGGACCAUGUCCACUUCACAGCACAAGUGAGUCUAAUAAUAUGCUCACCCACAGACACUUCCACAGAUGCCACCAGACACCAGGGAACUAAAGCAGAGUGGCGGGACAGCAUCCAAUAGAGGGACAUUUGGGAGGCAUAGGAAUGUUAGGUACCAUUCAAUUCCUCUCUGUCUGGAUACCUAUAAAUCCAAUGAUUACCUCAAUUAUUCCCGAAGCUUAUUUGUGUGUUGCCAUUUAUUAUUAAGAAACAUGGAAUAAUGUCUCCUUAACCGUAUAGUUGCUUUGUUGUAUUACCUCAAUAUCUGCUAGUUCACUAAAUAAGUAGCCACUGUUUUAAUUAACUUAUUUCCAUCCUAUAGGAUAAGCGUGGCAGUGAGAAUGCAAAUAGACCACAUUUCUCUUUUAGAGAAUCAGAUCAAAAUAGUAAAUAUAGUCGAAAAGCAUUUGUAGACUCUGACUGUUCUUAAUUCAGGUCUUUGUGACCUUCACGCUCAGUGACCUAGACUUUCUUCUUCAAGUCAUUUAUUUGGCAUAUCUUAACAGGGAAACAUAUCGGCUAGAUCAACUUUUGUCCUUUAAUACUGGUUUAUGUGGCUUAGGUACUUUUUUAUGGCAUCCAUAGUUUUGGUUGGAGUUAGAGGUAAAUCCAUUGCUAGAAACUCAUGAGUGAUUUCAUUGUUCACAUUCGUUUUAGAGAAGGUUUAGAUCCGUGGAGCACUGCCAGAGAGCUAAGCCGAGCAAGCUUAAGCAGAUGGAAGGCUUGAUUCCAGAAACAAUGCAACCAAAAAGCAGAAUAUUGAUACAGAGCAGCAACUGCAUGGAAUAAAUCUAAAACAUACAAUUUAACCUCUUUAAGACUGAGGUUUUCCCUAUUUUUGUGUUAAUACUCAAAAAAUGUUAGGGUUUAUUAAAAGAUUUAUUCCACUGUAAUCUCACACUUUCUAAUGAAAGGAAGGAACACAAUGAGCUAUCAUAAGCAAUACAGGCGUGCCAAAGCGCCUUCUCAGAUUGAGUAUUCAAUUUGGGUGCCCACCGCCUUCCCUAGUGCUGGAGCUCCUACAAGGAGCUUACAUUAGCUUCACUGAGCUAAACCUUACAAUGAAGGGCCAACUCAUUGGCUCAGAGUGGCAGUUUGAGCAUGACCCUGCAGUGUUUGAUCAAGCAUACUAUAUCUAUUCAUACUCUGUGUCUGGUAUAUAUAAAAAAAAUAUAAAAUUUAAAAAAAAGGAACAUUCUAUUAACCACUAUAGCUCAGUGAUCUCUGCUAAGCAUCAGUAAAUGCUGUCCACCCAUUUUCUUCAGCCCAAUGGUCUCAAGUUUGAUAAAAAUUCAUAUUAAAUAUGCAGAAAUAUCAAUUCUGUAUUAUCAAGGCGACUGAAGAGAGGUUGAAUUCUGGGUAGGAAAAGCUCUUUUUUUGUUAAACUGUUCCAAAACUGUUGACAAAAAAAAAUCAGGGGCUGUUGCAGUACCCAUAGAUUCUCGGUCACAUAACCACUGCACUGAGCCAUAGUGGUUAUGUUACUUAGAUUGCAAUUAAUGAUUGAUACAUGGAAGGUUUAACUUGAUGAUGGGUUUUUUUUUGAGUCCUGAUUUUGUGAGUGUCUUUUACAUCUAGGAGUGCGAUCAAUUUCUAGCAACUAAAAGUAUGUAAAAUUUGCUAUGCUGGAACUGUCUGUUUAAAACUGCUACACAAAAGUAUAUAUUUUAAGAAACUAGGCAGCCCAGCAUAUUAUAUUAAGGGACAAUUUGACAUAUUAUAUGUGAUAAUUUUAUUUCAAAAUUCUACCAAACUUUCUGGUUGUAUUUUCUUUCUAUUGUGCUUACAGAUAACAUUGUAUUUUUGCUAUGACAAUUAUACAUUUCACUUUGUAUCCAUAUUCCCUGUGUACAGCAAUAUUUUGACAGGUUAAUUACUGUCACUAUUGGAGCAGAAUAGUCAACUCCUACUGAAAAAAGCAACAUCAUGGUAUAUUGCUAGUCAAAAAAGCAGGGCCGGUGCAAGGACUUUUGCCACCCUAGGCAAAUAAAAAUUUGCCGCCCUCCCCAUCACAAUGCCCCACCCAUAUGAUCUGCCAUAUGAGCGAACAUCAGUUCUGCACACAGUGUCUUUUCUCUGAAAAGGCAGUGUGUUUACAUUAAAAAGCCUGCAGGGACAGGCUACAGACACCUUCUGGUGUAGAUGGUUUUGGUGACUCUAGUGGCCCUUUAAUGUGAGGUAAAUUAGGGAUUAAUGUCACUAAUAAUAUACUGGUUUGCCUACUUACCACCAGAUGAGGACAAGAGGAUGAUGAUGGGCACAGGCUGCAGUCUGGCGCCACUGGUCUGGAGGCAGUUCUCACAAAAACAACGAACAGGAAGCAUCUCCAUUUUUUUUGGCCCCCUUACACAGAUCACGGUCUGGGCCCCCAGUGCCUGACCGUGAGUAUUCCUACAAGACCCUGAUGCCUACAAGACCCACCCAUGUGUUUUCUCACAGGGAGUGGAGUGUAUGUGUGUAGGGGAUGUGUUAUGUGUCAUUGUAGAGGAUGUAAUGUGUGUGUGUCUUCUUAUGGAAUGUAGUGAAUAGGGAUACCAGUUUGUGUAAAAAAUUUAGUGGGUGUAUAGGAGAUGCAGUGUGUGUUUGUGUGUAAAUAAUGCAUUAUGUGUAUCUCUGUGUGUGUGUGUGUAAGGAAUGCAUUGUGGGAAUCUGUGUUUGUAUGUAUAAGGGAUGCAAGGUGUGUUUCUGUGUAUGUAACGUAAUGCAGUGUGUGUGUGUGUGUAAAAGAUGCAUUAAGAGAAGCUGUGUGUGUGUGUAAGGGAUGCAUUGUGUGCUUCUCUGUAUGUGUGCAAGGGCUGCAUUGUGUGUGUGUGUGUUUGUGAGGUAUGCAUUGUGUGUGUGUAAGGGAUGCAUUGUGUGUGUAAUGAAUGCAUUGUGUGUUUCUGUGUGUGUAAGGGAAGAAUGGUGUGUUUCUGUGUGAGUGUAGGAUGCAUUGUAUAUUUCAGUGUGUGUGUGAGUAGGGAUGCAUUCUGUGCAUGAGUGUUUCUGUGUCUGUGUAAGGAUGUGUGUAGUGUGUAUUGUGUAUGUGUGUAGUGUGAAAGAGAGGGUUUGUGGGGUAGGAUAGGGGCUGAGAGGGUAGCAGCUCUAUUUUUAUUAUUAUAUUUAUUUUGUUAAUGUAAUUUUUUUGUAUAUUUUUUCUUUACGUUUUGUGUCUUACACUCCCCUUUAGUGUAUAUCUUACAAACCCAUAGUGUGUCUCUUAUCCCCCCUCUUUGUAUGUCUCCUACAUCCUCCCAACCCCUUUAUGUGACUUACUCCCCCAAGCCCCUUUGUGUCUUACUUUUCCCAGCUCCUUGGUGUGUCUCUUUUCCCCCAGGCCCCUCUGUGUGUCUCCCUGAAAAGCGACUCUGUGUGUCUCUCUCCUGAGCACCUUAGUGGUCUCUCCGUCUCUCCUCCUCUCCCUCCCCUCCAGUGUCCCUUAGUGAUCUCUCUUCCUCUCCCUCCCCCCAGGGUCCCUUAGUGGUCUCUCCUCCUCUUCCUCCCCCUAGUGUCCCUCAGUGCUCUUUCCAACCCCCUCCUCAGUGUCCCUUAGUGGUCUCUCUUCCCCCUCAGUGUUCCUGGGUGGUCUCUCCUCCUCUCCCUCCCCCCCGUGUCCUUUAGUGGUCUCUCCUACUCUUUUGGACUGAAUUGCUAGGCCUGUGUCUCAUUUUGGUGGACCAUCAGGCCGCCAAACAUGUUUUAAGUACUGGCUGUCAAAAGUUAGUGGGAUAAAAUAAGAGACUGGGGAAGGAGAAGUAAUGGGAAGGAAAAGGUUCCUUUAAAAGUUUAAAAGUUUAAAAGUUAAUAUCUUUGCAGCCACACAGUCCUAUAUGAUGUGCCACUUGAUUUUGUCUCUCAUUAGCUCAGAGCAAAGGAUGGAUUUUUUUCAUUUAGGAAGAAGCUGCCAGUGUGACAUAUGUAAAAAAGUAGCAGAGCCAUGCUGAAGCUGACAUUCUGAGUCAAUAAGCUGGCCCUUCAUGGCAAAUUAAUUAAUGACAAAUAUCUCAGCCAAUCUAAUGCUUCAUGUUUGGUAAGUCUUGGUGGUGUACGCACUAGGCCUAUCAAAAGUUAGCAUCUGCUCAUAGAUGUCCAUCAUACUUAAAGGACCACUCUAGGCACCCAGACCACUUCAGCAUAAUGAAGUGGUCUGGGUGCCAGGUCCAGCUAGGGUUAACCCAUUUUUUCAUAAACAUAGCAGUUUCAGAGAAACUGCUAUGUUUAUGAAUGGGUUAAGCCUUCCCCCUAAUCCUCUAGUGGCUGUCUCAUUGACAGCCACUAGAGGCGCUUGCGUGCUUCUCACUGUGAUUUUCACAGGAGAGCACGCAAGCGUCCAUAGGAAAGCAUUAUGAAUGCUUUCCUAUGUGACCAGCUGAAUGCGUGCGCAGCUCUUGCCGCGCGUGCGCAUUCAGCCUAGGAGGAGGAACGGAGGAGGAUCGGAGGAGGAGAGCUCUCCGCCCAGCGCUGGAAAAAGUUAAGUUUAACCCCUUCUCCCCUUUCCAGAGCCGGGCGGGAGGGGGACCCUGAGGGUGAGGGCACCCUCAGGGCACUAUAGUGCCAGGAAAAUGAGUAUGUUUUCCUGGCACUAUAGUGGUCCUUUAAGAUUGAAGGAUCACAACAGGAAGUACCUCUAGUGACUGGCAGAGUUAAGUUUUUUGCAGAACAGGCAUACACUUCUGAAACUUAAUGGGCAGUCUCUAAGGCCUAGAACCACUACAUUAGGCUAGAGCAGUGGUUACCAAACCAGUCCUGUAGGCACACCUACCAGUCCAGGAAUUUGGAAUUACCCAGUUGUCAAGGUGUUUUUUUUUCUUUCUAAAAGCACAUUGGACACAACUGGAUAAUAAUCCCUAAGUCCUGUACUGGUAGGUGUGCCUUGAGGACUGGUUUGGAAACCACUGGGCUAGAAUGUCCUUUUAACAUGCAUGUGCACUUACACGAUAGUUAACAAAAUGACAUUAUUUACAUGAAUCCAGAGCUUCUGUUCCUUAUUCCCACACACUCAAUUCUCUGUUGGCCGUACUAGUUCAAGUUAGGAGUGUGGUACUCCAGUAUUAGUAGACUACCAGAUCAAGAGCUAUGAAGAUCAUAACCACAGGGAUACAAGCCAGGGUUAAAAUUAAAAUGGCAAACAAAAUGCCACUUUGCUAGGAAUUCCCAGUCAUAUAAGAGUUCCAUUGGAAGAAUGGUAUGCGUUUAAUUCGUGUCAUCAUCUUGAAUUGUUACUGUGUCUUGAAAAGACAAGAGUCCAACUGAUGCUUCCCAGCAGAAACUUAUAAAGACUUUAUGUAUUAGAAGUAAAUGUGGAUUGAGAGAGAAAACAUGUCCACAACAACUGUUUGAGAUAUACUGAAAUUUAAAAACUUUUUGAAGUUGAACGUAGAAUUGGUUCUCCCCAACUACUUCCUCUUUGAUGCUAAAUUUUACUUGCCAGGGGUCAAGUUGGAUCUCCAAACACAAAAGAGUGUCUGGAUCAUUGUCACAGUGUGACUAUAAAUAUACUGUCAGUUACAAGAUCUGCUCGGAAAAGUUCUCAAGUAACGUGCAUUUAUUUAAAUGUCUAUUUAAGUCUGCAGUUCCUGAAUAUUCAUUGACAGGAAUCCUCCAUAAUUACAGCUCAAAUUACAAACAGCUUUAAUGAACAAAUAAAGAAAGGGUUGGCUGGUGAAAGCCAAUAAAACCCCCUCAAGGGACUGGCGAAGAUACUAAUGCAACAGGGUAAUGUCUGCCAAAAGCAAACUUGAUUAGCUGCUGGAAAGAAUAUGUGCCCAACUUGGCACAGUUACGCCGUCACCCAGCUGGGCAUCACAGUGCAGGGGAGAUUUAAUAAACAGGAGAACAAGAAUGAAAUUCCCAUAAAUCUUAAUAAUUCAUAUGUUUUAUGUGUUUUACACAGAUUAAUUGAAUAUAAUAGUGUAUACAUAUCCCUUCAAACAUGUUAUUUAAUAUUUUCCAUGGCAUUUAUUGUGACAAUAAAACAUUGUGGGUUUUUUUGUUGGUCACUGAAGAUUAUUAUUACGAACAGGCACAAUUAUUCUGAAUUGGCACAAUUAAAAUAACAUAUCCUGCUUUAAAAAAACAACAAUGUGCAAUGUUAAUUAUUGCCAACCAGGCACAGAUCUAUGAGCAAAUUGCCAAUAUAAUGUUUCUAUGUAAAUGUACCAAUCUAACCCUGCAUAAUAUAUUUAGCAUUUUUGUAGUCUAUGUUUAAUCACUCACAGUAACCACUUAGAACCAAGACUGAUAAAAUUGAUAAAACUCUAUAUUCUGGAUUUCCAGACUCUGUACUGGAUAUUUGCAUUAAUAUAAAUUUUAAGAGCAAGAGCAUGGACUGAUAUUUGGAUGGUGGAAGGCCAUGCAAUGCCUUUGCAAAAAAUAAUUGUUUGUUUAUGAGUGAUCCCCAAAAACUAAACAGAACCUUGAAUUAGGACAUUAUACACAACACAAAUUCUUAGAUAAACAUAGAAAGAAACAAUGUAUGUGAACACCCACCACAGUGUAAUAAGUGCUUAAUUUAUAUCAACAGAAAGGAACUUUCCUGUAUAGGAUAAGUUUUCCAGUAGUAUCCCAAAAGACUUCCUCUUGUCUUCCACACAGCACAAGCAAAAAAGGGGGAUGAUCUGCUGAACCAAUCAUAAAUAAAACAACAUAGCGUAUAACUGUGUAUGAUGACAAAUUGUAGAAGUUAUAUUCACAAAUGGCCACUCACACUUUUGCUGAAGUUUGCAAGCCUUGAAUAUUUUCCUUUUCAAAAUAGGAAUUCCAAAUCCUCUGUCUGGGUUAAAAUCUCCAUAGAUAUAUUGGCAUGUAUGUGCUCAGGAAAGAAAUGUAUAUAAAAGAAUAUAAGAUGCACAUUCAGAGUGAAGUACAAAAAAGUAUUUAAUAACUUACAUCAAAAUAUAAAAUCAUCAGUGUAGUCCCUUUAUGUCACCACCAGGGGUCCGUAUUCUGAAUUGGCACAAUUAAAAUAACAUAUCCUGUCUUAAAAAAACAACAAUGUGCAAUGUUAAUUAUUGCCAACCAGGCACAGAUCUAUGAGCAAAUUGCCAAUAUAAUGUUUCUCUGUAAAUGUACCAAUCUAACCCUGCAUAAUAUAUUUAGCAUUUUUGUAGUCUAUGUUUAAUCACUCACAGUAACCACUUAGAACCACAACUGAUAAAAUUGAUAAAACUCUAUAUUCUGGAUUUCCAGGCUCUGUACUGGAUAUUUGCAUUAAUAUAAAUUUUAAGAGCAAGAGCAUGGACUGAUAUUUGGAUGGUGGAAGGCCAUGCAAUGCCUUUGCAAAAAAUAAUUGUUUGUUUAUGAGUGAUCCCCAAAAACUAAACAGAACCUUGAAUUAGGACAUUAUACACAACACAAAUUCUUAGAUAAACAUAUCCUGUUGUAGCCACUUAAGUGCUUAGUAGUGUGUGUAUGUGUGGGGGGAGUACAUUGCAGAAAAAACAUCCAGCCACAUUACUUGCUGGAGUGCUUUAUCCAUCAAGUGUGUCCUCUCUAAUUUUAAUUUUACAAAAAAGUGCAGAUUUAAAAAGAAAAUGUCACUUUUAUAAACUAAACUUGUUACACCCCCUUGCCUUUUAGUCAGACAACUGGUCUUGUUACUUCCUGGUUUAUUUAGCUCAGUGGUGCUAAGGCCAAGUGGCAAGCAAUUGCCCUGUACACCUGCCUUCCAAAGACUUCUCAUGGGGGUACUGUCAGAGUAUUUAUAUCGGCAGACAUCUUGUGCUAUGAUAGAAAUUAAAAGUGUAUAUUCUGAGUCACUAUGAACAGACCAUACUCCAUUUUGUUAUUUUCAAGUUAACAAAGAGACACAAAAUUUCUAUCCUUUCUGUAAAACUAACCACUUUGCCCGAGCUAAAGGAAUGCAUAGUAUAUACAAACCAAGUGAUAAGGAGAAUGGGGGUUGGACAGACUGUCUAAAAUGUUAAUGGAAUAGAUGCAUUCUAAACCCAGACAUUUGUGACAGAGGAGAUUAAAUAAUAAAAUUUUACUUUCUAUAUGUACAAGACCCCAUUGUAAGUUUAAGGUGAAACAUAGUUCAUGAACUGCCAUUUUGGAAAUUAUAGCAGGAAUUGCGGACACUAAGUCUGGACAAAACUUAAAGAAACUGUUUGAAGUGACAUCAAAUCUAAGUUAUAGCAAACAUAAAGAUAACCCAAAUGACGUCAAAAUAGCCACCAGGAAAAGUUAACUCUUUCCUGGAUAGGUAUGUUUAGUGGGACAAGACUGCCCUCUAUAGACCAAAUACCUAAAUUGCGAUCCCUAGGUAAGCACACCUCUAGUGCUUCUAUUGGGUUAUCAACUGAUGACGUACAGAGAGUCUGGCCCUUUAAAAAUGAUUCAAAGGAGAAAGAAGAGGUAGACGAGGAAUGCAAGGGUAUGCAAAGAAAGCAAAGAAGUGAGCAGUCGGAAGCAAUGCAGAGAGGCCUAUGACAGAUAUCCACUCUAGGACACUCAGAAAUUCCUACACACCUCCAUGCAGAGAGACAUCCAAAUAAGUUCCUGAGACUACCUACCAAUCUGAGGAAAUAUCUACUCAACUGGUAAUUAUACUGGUUUCAUUUAAUUAAUUAAAUUAAUUAAAAUGUACUAAUAGCGUGAUAUAUGACUGGAUAAAUCACGGUCAGAUUUCCAUAUUUAAGAAAUCUUAGUUAACUAAAGAAUAUAUAGUUAUAAACAUUCCAUUCUGCAGGUGGAAUUAAGAAUAAUUAUAUAUUGAUGUGAUAUUAUCACGUGUUAGCAUACCGCUGUUUUUAUCCAGGUGUAUUGAUUUGCUCUAAUAUAAGAUAAGAUAUCUUUUAGACAAAUUAAAAUCUGCUUAUAUAAUCAUGGUAGAUUCUCUUAUUGGAUGGUUCCAGGAAAUGACUAAUGAACUGGUUUAAAUGUUAUUUUAUUUAAAAUUACAUAAGAAUAGAUCUUAAUUACCUAGGAGAUCUAGCCAGCAUUGAAAGAGUUAUUCUAAUUGUUAGCCAGGGUUUUAUGGCCCUUCACUGUGAAAAGCUUCAUUUUCUCUCUGUGUAAGGAUACCUCAUAAAUCGUGUAAGCCUUGACAGAAAAUGCUGUUUAGCCAUUGAAAUGUGUAUACCCAUUCCAUUGUAUUGCAUAUCAUUUUAUACUGGAUAUUCAUUGAUUAUUGUCACGCAUGUUACAUAAUAUUAUUUGUUAAUUAUUGGUUAUUAUAAAUAAAUCUAUUUUUAUAAUAUUGUGAUUUUAUUAUAUGAAAUACUUUUCACUUACGAUAACGAUCUUUGGGUCUGAGAAUUGAAUUAGUGGACAAUUCUCACUGUUUACUAUUAUUAUCCCAUAAAUAUCCCCACAGUACAUUGUCAAGUCUGUGAUUGCACAGACACAGAAAAAGUGGGCUGUGGAAGAAGAGUUGGGGGGCUUCAAAGGCUGCAAACAAGAGAUCUGCAGCUUUUGCAAGCUUUGUUUUUUUUUCACAAUUUUCGGUGAAAAAGUGCAUGUUAUUUAUGCAGAGUUCAUUUGACUUGGAUUAAGAACUGCUCAAGUCUUCAUCAGACUUAAUCUGAUUUGGUGCAGGUUUAACCAUGGGUUUACUUACCACCAUGGGUUUACUUACCUCCUGCCAAUCACAUGUUGUCCCGAUUCGGUCCUGUGAAUCCUUCUCUCAUCCUUCUCUUCUGGACACUGAAUGCCAUCCUUCUACAUUUUCUUAUGGCAGGAUACUUGUGUCUCGACAUCAUUUAAAUAAAUAACGUGUAUCCACAUCAUUCUCGGGGGCAUGGCCAUGGCAAGCCACUUAAAUAGACACCAACACCAGUGUUUCUUGCCUUAUUGUGGAUCCUUGACCCCUUUAGUGUCUUUAUAUAGUUCUUUACUGUGAUUUUGACCUGGCUAAUUGACCAUUCUGAUCUCUGUUAACCUUGACUUGGCUUAGUUUCUAAUUGACCUGUUUUCUGAAAUCCCUUGACAAUGGCUAGUUAUUCUAUUAGUCUGUCUUUCAUGAAACUUGGCCACCUCUUAGAACCGGUUCAUACACUGCGUGUUUGGGUUACGAUUACCAUUACACCGGGUUAAAAAUACCUCUAGUGGCUGUCUUUCUAGUGGCCAGUAGAGGUGCUUCCCUGUGAGAUCCAAGUCAAAAACGGUUCUCAAUCAAAUGCUGCUCCUAGAGGAUCCCAGGAAGCAUUGGAUUGGCUGAGAUCCUCAAUCUUGAUGAUCUCAAUCAGGGAGGUGCAGCGACUGUGGCAAGACCAAUGUGGUAAGGGAAGAUAAGUAUAUAAAACUUAUCUUUCAAACGAUCACAGGGGUGGGGAGGACAACAUUAAAUUGAUAGAGGAACACAAUAGCAUUGAGAAUACAUGUUAGUAUGCCUAAUGCUAUAGUGUUUAAUGUAAAUAUUACAUGACUAAACAGCCUCAUGCUACAUAACUAAUCCCUAUUCCAUGCUUAAUAAUCUCAAGGAACAAUAGAAAACUAUCUGUUGAUGGAUUUUUUUUUAUCCAAAAGCAUUUUAUUAAAAGAAAUCGAAUUUGAAUAAAAAUAAAAUAAACAACAAUCCUUAUUAUUAUUUUUUUAAAAUCAGUGAUUUUUUUUUAUACACAAAUUAUAACAGAGAAACAAUCUGUCAGAAAACCAGAAUCUGAUAUUAUGUAAAUCCCACUAUUCCCAGUAUCUGUUUUACAUCCAUGUCCCCUGGGUUCAAAUGCACCUAUCUUUGUGUUAUCAUUACGUUAUAAAUGGCGACAUGCCCAUUCCUGAAAAUGCAUUCCAUAAACCUCAACUAUUUGAAAAUUAACCAAGUGGAAAAUGAGCUUGAUGCCUAUAGAUAACUUGGCAUCUUGAAACAGCUGUACACAAUGUAUUUCAAUAAUCUGCUACAAGGGGAGUGUUGUGGUAAAUACGUUACACACAGGAAUAUCUUGAUAUGGCUAUUUAUAUAAGCAAUAUUCGUUUUUGUUGUCCUCUUGUUGCCCAUUUCCGUUGAAGGGUAAUUUAGAAAGAGAAAAGUUCAAAGACUGUGAGUAGAGUCACUAGAGUCAGAUAACAUCAUAAUACUAGCUGAUGGUCAUUUGAUGAAAGUGAAGUGUGGUGUAAAUAUUACUUGGAAAAAUCUUAUGGUAUAUAGAAAUACUGAUUUGUGCAGCAUUGGGUCAUACAAAGUGAGUGAGGUUAAUGUGAGGCUAAUGUUUUGCCUAAUUAUAGUGUGUAAGUCUAUUCUAAUUUAAAGGGACACUAUAAUCAUCUAGAGACCACUUUAUCUCAAUGAAGUGGACUGGGUGCAGUUGUCCUGUCCUCUUAAACCUGCAACAAAAAGUAUUGCAUUUUUCUAGAAACUGCAAUGCCUUCAUUGCCGGGUUAAGUCCACCUCUAUUGGUUGUCAUACUGACAGCCACUAGAGCUCCUUCCACUGCACUGAUCAAGUGAAACUUGGUCACUUGAUGUGAAAGCCCCCGUAGGAAAGUAUUGAUCCAGUGCUUUCCUGUGGGUAAACUUGGAUGUAUCUGCGGUGCUUACCAAUGCUCGCGGGAGUUAGAGAGCUGAGCAGCGACAAGGGAAUUUCAGCGCUGGAAAAAGGUAAGUAAACCUUUUAUUUUAUUUUUUUAAGUUUCAUGGAGAAAAGUAGCUAUGUAGAUCUAUUGACAGGGACACUAUAGCGUUAGGAAUGGAGGUUGAGAGAAUUUAUUGCAGUGAUAACCAUUGAUUUACCAUGAGUUAAUAUAGGAACUCUAAUUGUGUCAAUUUCCAGGGAGUGACUUAUUCUUGGAGUCCCAUGAUGUAUUAGCAUUUGCUAAAUUGUAAUAUUGUUUGCGUUGUGUUUUUUGUUUUUUUGCUCUGCAUCUUUCUCCUGCAGCCACAUGUCAUAAUACAACAGGUGUCACAUAUUGUGAGUCAAGUGAAUUGUUUUCAUCUUAGAAUAUUAACUUCUAGGGACCUCACAAUCCACUCACAGGAACCCAGUGGCUUCAGCUGUGAAUAGUUACUUGUGUUUCUAAUACGGAUCAUAACCUCUUGUCAGAAAUGCUGGUGGAAGCAAGCUAGGAAAGAUAAAGCAUUCGUGUGACCCAACUAGUUUUUGUGUGAAGCUAGCAGGCUGUCUGUAUCUGAUAGGGACUGUCAUAUCCGGACAUACAGAGAAAGCUAUUAUCCUGUGCUAUAUUCUUCCAUAUUGAUUAGAUGUGUUGAUUAAUUGUAUAUGAUACGUUUGUUUACCUCUUUUUUUAUUGGUGGUCUUUCUUUCAGUAUGUUUUCCAGUCUAGAUUUGUUCUCCUAGUCUGUUUGAGCUGUUAGCCAGUGGUUCUGGUGACUAUAGUGUCCCUUUAAUGUGAGGUAAAUUAGGGAUUAGUGCCAAUAAUAAUAUACUGGAUUGCCUACUUACCACCAGAUGAGGACAAGAGGAUGAUGAUGGGUUCAGGCUGCAGUCUGGCUUCACUGGUCUGGUGUUAAAACAGGCUCUCCUGAGGCAGUGCUCACAAAUAUCAACGAACAAGAACCAGCAUCAUGUUUUGGGGUCCUUACAGGGCCUGACUGUGAGUAUGCCUACAAGGCCCGCCCACAAGCCUUAUGCCUUCAAGGCCCACCCAUGAAUUCGCUCACAGGGAGUGGAGUGUAUGUGUGUAGGGGAUGUGUUAUGUGUUAUUGUAGAGGAUGUAAUGCGUGUGUGUGUUCUUAUGGGGUUAAGGGUCACACACACACACACCGAAACAUACAAUGCAUCCUACACUCACACAGAAACACACCAUGCUUCCCUUACACACACAGAAACACACAAUGCAUCCAUUACACACACAAUGCUUUCCUUACACAUACACAAUGCAUACCUCACACACACACAAUGCAGACCUUGCACACAUACACAGAAGCACACAAUGUAUACCUCUUUUUUAUUUGUGGUCUUUCUUUCAGUAUGUUUUCCAGUCUAGAUUUGUUCUCCAAGUCUGUUUGAGCUGUUAGCCUGUGUUCUACAUUUAACUAGUUGUGUAAGGGAUGUUGUAUGUGUGUAGGGGAUGCAUUGUGUGUUUCUGUGUGGGUGUGUGUAAGCGAUGCAUUGUGUGAAUCUGUUUGUAUGUGUAAGGGAUGCAAGGUGUGUGUUUCUGUGUAUGUAUGUAUGUAAUGUAAUGCAGUGUGUGUGUAAGGGGUGCAAUGAGUGUGUGUAAGAGAUGCAUUGUGUUUCUCUGUGUGUGUAAGAGAAGCAGUGUGUGUGUGUGUGUGUGUGUGUGUAUAAAGGAUGCAUUGUGUGUUUUUGUAUGUAAGGGAUGCAUUGUGUGCUUCUGUGUAUGUGUGCAAGGUCUGCAUUGUGUGUGUGUGAGGUAUGCAUUGUGUAUGUGUAAGGAAAGCAUUGUGUGUGUGUAAUGGAUGCAUUGUGUGUUUCUGUGUGAGUGUAGGAUGCAUUGUAUGUUUCGGUGUGUGUGUGUGUGUGUGUGUGUGUGUGACCCUUAAUGAUCUCUUUCACUCCCUCUGUUUCUUAGUUGUCUCAUCUCCUCUUCUCCUCCUGUCCCUUAGAGGUCUCACCUCCUGUACCUUGGAACUCUCCCCUCCCCUUCUAUCCCUUAGUGUUCUUCCCUUCCCUCCUGUCGCUUAGUGCUCUCUUAUCCCCUCCUAUCCCUUAGUGCUCUCCCAUCCCUUAGUGAUCUCCCCUCCCCACCUGUCCCUUAGUGAACUCCCCCUGCCCCGUCCCAUAGUGUUCUCCCCUGCCCCCCUUUCCCUUAGUGCUGUCCCAUGCCCCCAUGUCCCUUAAUGCUCUCCCCUCCCCUCUCCUCCUGCCCUUUAGUGCACUCCCCUGCCCCCUAUCCCUUAUGCUUUCUCCUUGACCCUUAGUGCUCUCCCCUGCCUCCCCUUCCCAUAAUGCUCUCCCCUGCCACCCCUGUCCCUUAGUGCUCCUCCCCCCAUCUUUCCCUUAGUGGUCAUUCCUCUUUCCUCCAGCCCCCCCCCCAGUGUCCCUUAGUGCCGUCUCCCCUCCCUAGUGUGCCUCCUACCUCUUUGUAGCGUGUCCAGGAAACAGAUGCCAGCCACGCUACACUGAGUGACUGUCAGGAGGGAGUGCUGUGCGCUUCCCUCCUGCCAGGUCACUCAAAUCUUGCAUCCCCCCGAGCCGGUGCGCCCUAGGCGACUGCCUAAGUCGCCUAUAGGAUGCGCCGGCCCUGUCCUUGAAAGAUCCUACAAGAUCACGGACAUCAGUAAUAGUUCUAAAUCUUCUUGUGCAGGUUUAUAGAGAUCCCAUAUGAAUUUAUGGCACAUUAUCCAUCAAUCAGUACUUGAAGGAAGGAUAAAAGGAAGGCUAAACACUCAAUUAUAAUGCUCUUGCCUUAUAUUUUUUACCCUCUAACAGGGUAAUUUAUAUAUAUGCAGAAGAAGUAAAUAAGUAAAUAAGAUGUUAUUUACUUCUUCUGCUUAUAUAUAAAUUACCCUGUUAGAGCUUUGUAUGUAGGAUAGCAUUUAUUCGUUCUAUCAUUGCACAUUAUUAAUAUAUAAUUGCUCAAUUUAAAUAUUUUAGCAAUCUCUGCUCAGACUAUCUGUCUUUUUGCAAACUAGGAUACCGUAUUUAUACUAAUACUACUUAGCCAGGGUUUACUGAGAAUAGUAUUUACCCUGGUAAUACUACUGUGUUAAACUCCUAUAAGGAUUCCUAAUAUUGCAUCCUCAUUUCACGUUUUAUAUAAUACCACAAUAGGGGCAUCUAUUUGGAACACACUUCUGCUAGCAGACCCAGUAGGUAUAUAUCUAAGCAAUUUGGGAUUAACUGUAGUUUUUUUGUCUCCGUUGUGAUUUUGUGAUUAUUAUUAUACAACUUUUUGUAUUAUACCAUGUAGGAGAAUUUGAAGUGGAUUGAAACUCUUUUCUAUCUAAGGAAGCAUUUUAUAUAUAUAUUUAUAUGUGGUGCUUUCCUACCUCCCAUACUUCCCCUUCUAUUACCAAAUUAGAGUAACUAUUUAUCACUCCCUAUGAGAAUCUAUAUAGGACCAAUCUAAGUAUUCACUCCUCGUUACAAUCCAACCGGAGUGUAGAAUUGAUGGAUAAUUUAUCCAUUUAUGGAUAUAGCAGCUAGAGGUGACAAUUACUAGACGUUAUAUAUCAUGGAUACACAGGAUUUCUGUAAUUCACAUAUUGCAACAUUGUAAUCAAUAUAGCUACUUUACUUGUCAUCCAGAUUAUGAGCAUUUCUAACUCUCUAUUUGAUAUAUCUAACGUUAAUUAGCUAUCCUAUUUUAAGGAUCUAUGUAUCACAUUUUUUCACUUUAAUCACUUAGAGUUCACUGAUUAUAUGUCCAUUAUCCCAAUUGGGAGUUAAUAAAAUAUUUGUCAUUAUUUUGUAUAUAUUUCUGUGUUUUUCUUCUUCUUAUUGUUUGGCUCCUUUGAGUUCUCUCUGUUAAAUAUCUACUGAUGUGUGAGUAAUUCUAUUAGUAUCGUGUCCUCUUCUUUGAGGCCUAAUCCAAUUUAGUUUACAAUGAAAUGUUGUUUACGAAAUGCAAAAUCUCAGGAAAGGUUCCAAUUUUAUUUUUUAAUGGGUAAGUAACUCCAAUUUGUGUGUUGGGAGUACUUAGAUUAUUGAAUUUAAUGAUCAAGCAUGAAAUUGUCAGAUGUAUAAUACAAUUUUAUUUUAACGAUAAACCUUAUCAUUUUGGGAAUAAUAUAGAUUUAUCGAUAAUGCAUGUCGUCAGCAAAUAAUGACUUUGACAGCAGCAGCCAAAUCUGAACUAUUUGUGAGUCAUCUGUGCUGCAGAUGGAAAAACUGAGACAUUCUUUUAUUUUCUAGACUCCCUAUUCCCUUGAGAAAGAAAUAGUAACACUGUUCUUUAAAUAUCAUUUUUUGUUUGCUAUCUAGUAGCACUACCUCUGUUUGCAUAUAUCAGAACAAUGGGAUAGUCAGCAACUCACCCAUACAUCUUUAUCUGAACAUGUGAUAUGAUCUACCCUGAACGUUUCCACCAGUUUACAUUUAGUCCAAAUUGAAGUUGUUGAACAAAGAACAUAUUGCCAUGUCUUACUGUUUCCACCUAGGAGUUUAUGCUGACCUGACCUAUUAAUGGGUCUUAAUGUAAUUUAUUAUGUCAGAUUGAGAAUGAUUUGAUUGAUCAUUGACCAUAUAUUGAUAUCACUAAAGUCUGUAUUUGUUAUGAAGCCAAUUUCUGUCAUCUGUUAUUAUUGGUGAUUGGACAAUGCUUUGCAUUGAUUCAGGGAAGAAACUACUUAACUUUUUUGCCAGUUCACAGCACAGCUUCCGUCUAUGUUCUGCUGUAGUUUUUUGCUGAAGUUAGAAUUUCCUGUGUGAUGUCAGCAGUAGAGAGGGGCACAGUUUCACAAGAUGCGUUUGAAAAGUAAGUUUUCAGGGACAGCUUUGAAACAAUAAACACUACAAAAAGCUGUAGGGAUUAUAGCUUUUGGGGUGAUUCUUUAUGUUCGUCUGCCCUAUCAACUUGUCUUUUUGGUAUUUUGUGCUAAGCGCAGCAUGUAUGUUCACUGUGAAUUGUAUGCUAGAUUGAAAAUACAUACGCAGGGAUUGCUAUUCUUUUCAGUUUUGAAUUGUGCUGUCUGUAAUCUCAUAAUUGCACAUAAUCAUUUUUCUUUGUUACUAAAUAGAAUAAAGCAGUCAUGCCUGUAUGUGUUUCAGGUAGGGGUGCUUUCUUAUCUGGUUCUGUAAAAUCCAUUUUAGGAACAGGAAUAGGCAUUCUCCUUAAUUACAGGAUAGGACAUAGGUAGAAAAAUGAACUGAAUAGUGGCUUAGAGGCAGGAAUGCAGGCUUGGGAUGCAUAAGGCCUCAGGUUCAAAUGCCCUGUUGGGCAUUUGUGUGGUGGUUUGGGCGACCAUGCAUGGUUGUCUGGAUGUCACGGCAAGACAUGUUUCUGCGUGUGGUGGCCAUAGGGCCAAUAAUCAUGGCGUAAGGAUGUGGGAAUACUGAAACUGUGUAAUAUACUAUUUCAGUGGGAUUAACACUAGGGGUAAAACCCAACACAAAUUAUAAGAAAAAUAGCAAAAUAACAUGAAAAACAUAAAUGUCCACGGUUCAGGUGUUCUUGUUCUGAGCUGCACCGCUAGAGGCCUCCAUGACUGUGUCCAUCUCUGCGACCUUGUAGUUGAUGCCCUGAUGCUGUAUGAGGAGUAUGUGCGAUGGUCCCCAGCAGUAUUUCACCCCUUUAGCUGUUAGUGCUGAUGUCAGCGGUCGGAGGGACUUUUGCCACUGUAGCGUAUUGUGAGAAAGGUCAGAAAAGAUCGUUAUGUUCAUAUCUUAACAUCGGUAGGGGUUUGUCCCCUAAAUGACACUUAUGAAGGCUACGAAGGCCCGUUUUGAAAUUUGACCAAAAGGUCACCUGUAGUGCCUGUAAGCAGUGGUGGUUUGGGCAGGCAGAACAUGCCAUCAAGCUGUAUCCCCUUCUCUUGCCUAGGUUGUAAGAGGGCAGUAAAUAACCUGGAAGUUAUUUAGGAAGUGGGGCAGUUCGGCUGGGGUGACUGUGUCAGAGAUGCCACGACUGUUUACGUGCUUCCACCUUCGCUUGUCUUCCAUGGCUGCAAGUUGGUGGCUGAGUGUAGUGUGAGCUGAGGUGAGAUCCUUGACCUGCAUCUGGAGCUCUGUCACCUGUGCUUCAUGUGAUUGAGUGGUCUGCUCCACUGCUGUAAGGCAAGCUGUGAACCCCUUGACAUCUUCCCUCACCUGAGAUAUCUCCGUGGAGAUCUGUCAGGAGAGUGGUGAGGAUCUCCAUUGUGACCGGUUGCCCCGCUGUCGGCUGUAUGGGGCUAGGCAGCCCCUUAUAUGCCAGAGUCUCAGGGCUGUGGACGGGGAUGUCUCCUGAGCUGUCCGAGUAUUCAUCCAUUUCGGCCGCCAUGUUAGGCCCAGACGCGCCAUGCGGUCUCCACAGCAGGUCGGCUAUAUCAGCUCAGUACCCGGAGCAAUCUGGACGCGACUUUUUAUUCUUCCUCCCCAUCUGUGCAGGGAUGUCUGCAGGCUGUCUGCUGUGCGGUAAGGUGCCUUGUAGGGCUAUAUUUGAAGCAGUAUUAGGCUUCGAUCGUUGGAAUGCCGCUGGCAUGUGAAUGACCUCGCCGAUGAGCUGGCUGCGCCCCUGCACCUAUCUCUUUUAGCCAUAAGCUCUUAACUCAGAGCUAAGCUAAGCAGUACAGAGCUUAGCUCAUUGUCUGAGUGUGAUCAGCUGAUGUUGUUGUUACGCUACCUCCAGUAAUAAAAUGCCCAAACCGCCGUUUAGUGAAUGCUCCCCGUUCGCAAUAAUGUGGUCUGGUAGCGUGUAUAGUAAAACCAUGCAAACCGCCAGCUAGGGAACACUCCAAACUCCCGAACGGUACCUGUACGGCUCUUUCCCUUCACAAGCUCCAAAUACACGAACUGCCAAGAUUAACCGAACGCCAAUAUCUUCCAAGCGGCAAAUAAUUCCAAUAAGCAGUCUCUAGGCGCCGGUAAUAAAAUCCCCCCAAUAACGAGACCAAGCUCCGCUUUGAGGGUAAAACACGAACUGAUUUACUGUGGGCUACCUGCCCGGUAUUUAUGCAGGUCUCCCACUUGGUGGACACUCCCCUAGGGGACCAAAUGGGAGACUGAAAUGACAGAAGGACAUGGGGACAUUUUGGACAUACAUCACCACAAUAUUCCCAGCAUGCAUCACAGUUCCCUCCCCUCUGCUCGGGAGAUAAUUGGGAAGUAAUUCAAUUAUCUCCCAGAGCAGAGGCAAAUCGCCAUUUUAAGUACAAGUCAUAAAACACAUAAAAAUCCAUAACUUUAUAACUGCCGAACAUAUUGCAUUCGUGUAACACAUCCCCAGAUAGCCUGGAUCUGAGUGCAUAUUAUUGGCGAAUAGCGCUCAGAUCCCAUUCGCAUAGUUCAAUCGCCAUGGAGUCAAAGUCUAUUACAGUUCUUCGGUAUGCGAUUGACUCCAUGGGAAGGCUAUCUGGGUUAAGUCCAUUCGUGUUGUUGAAUCUCCCGAACGGCCGGCAUUCGUAUGCUUUUGUCGAUUGAGAAGGGGAGGUCGACGGCUUCAGCGGUGUUCGGUUGAAAAAGUGUCCGCUUUCAGUUCCAUGAAAUAACCGUCGAACACCGCUGGUCUUUCGCAUGGUUAAAAUGGCCGCCGCCUCGUGGUCGACAUACGAACGACGACCACCCGGUAUUCGGUUUUAAUUGAGAAGUGUCUGUGGUUAACCGCAACGUUCUAAUUGGGAUCAAUAGGUUAACCAGCAGCACACUUCUCUUCUGGGUGGCCGUCCGUUCGGUAGUUCCGUUCGACAAAAAACGACUUUCCCUUAAACAAAGCAUACGAAUGGGGGAAUUCAUGCAAACGGCAAAACAGACGAACACAGUACUUUUAGUCCAGACAGAUGGGUCUGUCACAGUUGUCAGUCAGUGUCUUGCCCUAGAGGGCUUAGCUCAGGAGAGCUAAUAGAAGCCCUUAGCAUGAGCUUUUGGCUCUCGUGACUGCUCAGAGGAGGUAGUGGUUUUGACUGACCUCAGAUAAGAGGUCACACUGUUCUAAAACAGUUUGACUACUGAAAACGUGUGGGUGCCAGGGCACUCUGGGAGCCAUAACUACUACAGUGCACUGUGAUGGGUAUGGUGUUUGGCGUGUUUGUUUAAGCAUUAUUAUAUCCUCAUUUCCUUUUUUUCCUUCCAUUUUAAAAUAUUGUUCUCAACCCAAAGCAGUAGUGUAGGUUAGAGAUGGAAAACAUAUUAAGCAUAUGUAACAUUGUUUCCACACUUCUCUACAUGAUGUGAAUGCCAGCACCAACAUCAAAGCUGUCGGGGAAAGCUGUGAAACUAAGAUUCUGCUGUGUCUCUGGUGCUUAGUAAGGGAGCAAGAGAACUGAGCAUGUUAUAGUCAGGGCCGGACUGGCCCACCGGGAUACCGGGAAAUUUCCCGGUGGGCCGUCGGCACCUAGUGCCGGGCAGACAGCUGGCUGACCUGCGGCCGCAGAGGGAGCUCUUCUGGCAGCCGCAGGGGGAGCUCAGUCUGAUGGCGGCCGCAGGGGGGAGCUGGCUGUUCUGGCGGCCGCUGGGGGAGUUGGCUGUUCUGGCUCUGCUCCCCCGCCCUUGUGCGCUACUUAAUAAGAACAGGGCCGGAAUAUGACGUCAUAUUCCGGCCCCGGUCUCAUUAAGCUGCGCGCUGGGGAGCAGAGCCAGAACAACCAGCUCCCCCAGCGGCCGCCAGAAGAGCCAGCUCCCCCCUGCGGCACCAAUCAGACUGAGCUUCCCCUGCGGCCGCCACCACACAGGCAGCAAUUGUGUGUGUCUGUCUGUGUCAUGGUGUGUGUCUGUCUGUCAUGUAAUGUGUGUCUGUCUGUGUCACGGUGUGUCUGUGUCAUGGUCUGUCUGUGUCACGGUGUGUGUGUGUCUGUCAUGGUGUGUGUGUAUGUCUGUCAUGGUAUGUAUGUGUCUGUCUGUGUCAUGUAAUGUGUGUCUGUGUCAUGGUGUGUGUGUGUCUGUCUGUGUCAUGUAAUGUGUGUCUGUCUGUGUCACGGUGUGUGUGUGUCUGUGUCAAGGUCUGUCUGUGUCACGGUGUGUGUGUGUGUGUGUCUGUCAUGGUGUGUGUGUCUGUCUGUCAUGCGAUGUGUGUCUAUGUCACGGUGUGUGUGUGUCUGUGUCACGGUCUGUCUGUGUCACGGUGUGUGUGAGUGUGUCUGUCAUGGUGUGUGUGUGUCUGUGUGUCAUGGUGUGUGUGUGUCUGUCUGUGUCAUGUAAUGUGUGUCUGUCUGUGUCAUGUAAUGUGUGUGUGUCUGUGCCACGGUCUGUCUGUGUCACUGUGUGUUUGUGUCUGUCAUGGUGUGUGUAUGUCUGUCAUGGUGUGUGUGUGUCUGUGUGUCAUGGUGUGUGUGUGUCUGUCUGCCAUGUAAUGGGUGUCUGUGUCAUGGUGUGUGUGUGUCUGUCUGUGUCGCGGUCUGUCUGUGUCAUGGGUGUGUGUGUGUCAAGGUGUGUGUCUGUCAUGGUAUGUGUGUGUGUGUGUCUGUGUUUCUGUCUGUGUCACGGUGUGUGUGUGUGUGUUUCGGUCUGUGUCACGGUGUGUGUGUGCCUAUGUCACGGUCUGUCUGUGUCAUGGUGUGUGUCUGUCAUGGUAUGUGUGUGUGUGUAUGUAUGUGUGUCUGUGUUUUUAAAAAUAGUGUUUUUAAUCACCUUUUUUUCCCCCCACGUCGUGCUGGUCUCCCCUCGACUGGCCCUAUGCUUGAUGAUCUCAGCCAAUCCGCACUGACACAGGAAGCACCUCUAGUGACCGUCUGAGUGUCUGUCACUAGGAAGCAAUGUAAACACUGCCUUUUCUCUGAAAAGUCAGAGUUUGCAUUGAAAAGCCUGCAGGGACAGGCUAUAGACACCAGAACCACUACAUUAAGCUGUGUGUGUGCGCGCCUGCCAGUGAGUAGGCUUGCUUGCAUGUGUGUGUGUGUGUGUGUGUGUGCCUGCUACUGAGUGAGCUUGUGUUUUUAUGUCAAUGACCUUAUGUAUAUCAGUGAGAUUGUUUGUCUAUGAGGCUGUGUAUCAAUGAGCUUGUGUCAGUGAGAUUGUCUGUGUCUGCAUGUGAGUAUGCUCACUGUAUAAUUAAACAUUUUACUCUGAAAGGGCCAAUAUUUUAUAUUAGAAAAAGAUAUAUAUAUAUAUAUAUAUAUAUAUAUAUAUAUAUAUAUAUAUAACUCAAUCAUCUGGGGUGGCAAGACAUAGCCUUACAUAUUACAUGCAACAAUAUAUGGCGCAAUGACUUAUGGGGCUGGCAUAGAUUUUUUUUUCCAGGGCUGCUUUGUAUUUUGUAUCCCCAGUCCGACCCUGGUUAUAUUGAUCUGCUUGGCCAAGGGAGCAUGGCAGACUUGGCAUCCCUGGCUUUAUAAUCUCAUCAAGCAGAGAAAAGUAUUCACUGAGCAAAUCAAAUUGAAAUUACAAGCACUUAGAGAUGCAUUUAUUGAACAAACAAAACUGGGAAGAAGAAGGUAGAGUUUGCCUUAAAGCAAUCAUAACUCACAAAAUAAAGUCUAGAAAGGUUUAUAAUCUUUUGGCAGCAGCAUAUUUAAACACUUUGUUGUAAACACUGUUCUGCUGGUUGCACUUCAUUUAUGCAGUCUUUGCUGUGUGUAUAUCUCAAUCGGGAUAAUGUUCGUUUGUUGGUUUUAGUCAUUUAUCAUGAGAGCAUAAUAUACAGAAGGUUCAAUGGCAGUCCAGCCCAAAUUGGAAUUACAGCAGCAAUAAUAUGCAAGUAGCAAAAAUAUGCAGAAAGCAAUCAUAUGCAAGGAUAAAAGAGGGGAUAAUGGGCAACCCUGACAGGUCCCAUCAAUACUGUUAAAGAAUGUAGAUAUGAUCUCAAAGUUGGAAACUUUUGUGGAAGGUUUUGAAUAUAAAGCCUGGAUGCCAUUUAGGAACUUGGAAGUGAAGGCAAAUUUGUGUAAUGUGAAUGCCUCCAUGGCAUAAUGAGUGGGGGCAUUGAUGAGUAGUGCCAGCUGAGGUGGUCAAACACCUUUUCAGUGUCUAGUGCAAGCACUAUUCCCGGUACCUUUGCCUUUAUGGGCCUCUAACAUCUCCUGUGGGAUGUGGCCUAAUUGGAAAUUACGGUGAGAUGGAGGUGUAAGGAUGGAGGUGCAUUUAAUGUAAUAUUGUGAAGAAAAUCUAUCAGGGCCUGUGGCUUUAUGAUGAGGUAGAGUGAGAAUAGUUUUUCGAACCUCUUCUUCGGUAUAUAAAGCCUCCAACGCUUCCCAUUGAACGUCAUGAAGAGAAGGAAGGGUCACUGCAUCCAAGAAAGAAGCUAUUUCUGACUUGGUCAUUUUUUAACAGUUGUGUCAGCACUUCAUGUUUUUUUUUAUUUGCCCUUUUUUGGGGCUUGGGGAUUGAGGGCGCCUAGUCAGUGGGGAAGACACACUUUAGGAUAAUUGGGGGGUUGUGGACUAUGCCAUGUCCAUUUCUGUCUUUCUGCAUAAAUUUAGAGCCCCCACUUGCCACCCAUGGGCAGGUUCCCUCCUGUUUAUUUUAAUUAUAGCCACCAUCUCCUGGUCAUGGGUGAAAGCAUGGGGUCAAUUAUGCUUCCCAACAUUAUGAUUUAAUUGGAGCGCUAUCGUGUGGGACACUAUGUCCUCCCUGCUACAUCAUUUUAUUUUAAGUCCCAAUGUUCUUUAAAUUAAAGCAUGGGGUUGUGGGUAGGUACAUUACUAGCCAAUAGCUGACCAGUCACUGGUCUUUUAUUACAGAUGUGGCCACUGUUUGCUCAUGGCAUGAUGAGUGGGGUCAUGGGGAGGUAUGAAACUUCCCUUGUACUAAUAUAAUGAACAUUUGCUCGGAAGAUCCAAAAUUCUAAACCCUGCACAAGUAGCUGUGCUGGAAAAUUACUAAGAUGGUGACUUUUUGAGAUUUGCGAAUUGAUGGCCUAAAUUUUGGUAUAUCGUUAUCAAUCCAUGGUUUAAUGAAUACAGCCCAAAGAAGUAUUUUCCUUAAAUGUCAAGCCUAUUUUAAAUUAAUUGAAAACUCCUAGCAGCUUUGGGCUAGUUAGACACAGACAAUAAUAAGCGUGUUUGUACCAGGUGUGUCUGUUACUUAAUGCAUUGACUCAUUGGUGAGAAAGCAGCAAUUAGUGCUGUCCACACCCUUAAUGUUACAUUUUCUAAAUUUUCUCCUUCCCUUAGGGGAUGUUUAAUUGCAUAUACUUUUUAAAUAGAAAGCCUUGACAUUUUUUGUUUUUCAGAUCUACAUUAAAUUUCAUACAGAAACUCACACUGUUCACACUGUGUGUAUAGGUAUAGAUAAAUUGACAAAUAUAUAAACGAUUCUGAAUAACUGUUCAAUAUCUUCUCUGAAAUCUAAGUAUUCUAGGAGAAAAGCACUGGCAUGUAUGAAUUUAAUAUUUAGGAAACACACUGUAUUUUAUUAUUAUAUACAUGAAAUCCUUUUGUUUUUCUACGUGGCAGUUUCAAAUGAAGUCAUGAGCAUGUUUUGCCUGCAAUAACAGCUGAAAUACAUUAGUGGAACCUGCUCUACUUAUUGUGUUCCCAUGAAAAACGAUUUAAUUGAUUCACUGAUUGCCAUAGAAUAUCUAACAUCAGACUUUCAUUGAAAACAUAUUACACUACUAAAACCCCAUAGUCAUUUAUAAUAGAUAGUUUUAGUAAAUAGAACUAACUGCAUUCCAUUUUACCUGUUGGCAUUUCUUCUAUAAAUGUUAUAUAGUAAUAAUAGUCUUGUAAUAAUAAUCUUUUUAUUUCAUUUUCUCCUCUGCCUGUGAGUCAUAAAGUUUUUAUACUUGACUACAACAUUUCUGAUGUGUUAAUCCUGAAGCCAAAUGUAUAUAUUUAUAGUUCUAAAAGGGAGCCCAUCCCAAAACAUAUUUGGUUCUGUCAUUUUUUUUUGUAUCACUCUCCUUUAGUAUUAAAAAUGAAAGUUAAAGAAUCAUAGUUACCUUGUUUCCAGCACCAGGACUCUUCCCAUUAGGCAACCUGCUGUUCUUCUUUCGUGAACUAAUCUAAUUCACUGCUUCUUAUAUAAUGCCGUGCUUCACAAAUCAAAUGCUGCUUGAUUGAAUUCACAAAUGGAGCCUCAUGUAAUUUUAGUGGUUCUCAACUGGUAGCAACUAGCGCAUCAUAUUUGUCAGGCCCUUAGGAAACAUUUUAAAUUGAAGAAUGGGUUGCUAAGCUAUAGCUAUAUACACAGGAUUGGUCCCUGAAAAAAUGUUAAAGGGUUACUCUAAAGGGUUACGGUGCUAAUAUUAAUCUUUUGUAACUAUAUACUAAGGCACCUACUGCUCCUCUCCAUGGUUUUUGUUUUGUUUCUUUCUUUACCAUAAGAUAAGCCAAAGCCAUCUUUUGAAUCCAACACCUGGCUAAGCUGUCUGUGAGGCGAUGCGCAUCUAUUUUUUCUUUCACAGUCCUAGGUCCAAUCAAAUGUGGGGAGGGCCGCACAGAGGGAGGCAGGGCUUUAUAUUACAGGUGAGCUCACAGUGCUACCUGCGAGUGAAGAAACUGAUCUGUCGCUGACAACGGACUACGGACUUUUACUAAAUUAUGUGUGUCUAGGGCGCAAGUAGACUCCAGCACAAAAUGACAGAUUUCUGAAACACUGCACAUACAGAUUGUUUGCACCAUGACCACUUCUAAAAGCAGAUGUGGUCGUGGUGGUUGGAGAAACCCUUUAUGAACUAGUGAUAUUGAUGAAAAUGGAUUUUCAUCACAUUUUGUUUUUUUGUUUUUUACCUUGAUAGUGUGUUGAACCACUUAUAACCAAUAAAGCAGGGCUUGGCAAAUUUAUUUGGAAUUUAGGAGCCAGCUUAAAAAGUUAGGAGAUAGUAGUUGUUUUUAAAUGGACUCUAUAGUCACCAGAAUCACUACAGAUUAAUGUUGUUUUUCUGGUGCCUAUAGCCUAUCCCUGUAGCCUUUUCGAUGUAAAUGCUGCAUUUUUAGAGAAAAGGCAGUGUUUACAUUGCUGCCUACUAAAACCUCUAGUAACAGUCACUCAGAUGACCUCUGUAUGAAUGCCCUGAAUGUUACCCAUAGAGAACAUGCACAAUAUCCUUCCAUUGGCUUAGCUGAGAUCAUAAAGAUUGAUGAUCUCAACUAUGGAGGUGGGACAAGCCGCUGGUGAAACCGGCACAGCGUUGGAAAAAAGGUAAGUAAAAACACCUCUCCUGUGAUCGGAGGGGACAGGUACCUAAACAGACACACUAAAUCUGACAGGCACACACAAACACACGCACAGACUGACAGAGACAUACACGCACAGACUGACAGAGAAAUACACUAACACUGAAAGAGGCAAACAUACACUGACACACACUAACAAAAACAUACACACACACACUGACAGAGACAUAUACACACACACUGACAGAGACAUACAUGCACACACAGACAGAGACAUAAAUACACACACACACUCUGACAUACACACACACUGUCAGAGACACACAUUGACAGAGACAUACACACACUGACAUACACAGACAUACACACAUUUUCUUAUACACUCACAAUUUUUAAUCCACCCAGCCUCCCUACCUUUGGGAGAGCUGAGUGGAUCUUUCCCUGGGGACCAGUGGCGAUCCUAAAAUAUAUAAUAAUAAUAAUAAUUGCAACAUAAUACAUAACAAGCAGCCAGGAUUGGAACGAAAAUGGAAAAAUCUGUUGAUGGCUCAUAAAAUCUGUCUUUUUUAGAACAAUAAGAUACAAUUCUAUAUCACUAGAAAGAUGCAAUGCAAUGUAAAAAAAAGCAAUACACUGAAAAACAGCGGUACAGUAUAUUUAAUAACUUAUCACGAUUUCUGUUAGCACUGAGUCAAGAAACCUUUUGCCGAAAUUACAGCCUUACAAUGGCAGCACUUGGAAUGAAUUAAGUGUUUUAACUCAUCAGGUGUUAUGUUAAGCCAUUGAGUGUAUGAUUACUUCUAUCAUUGGUCUUAUAUUCCUUGGUUGCUUCUAACUAACACAAUUCUUUCAUCAGCUCCAUAGAUUUUCUAUUGGAUUCAAGUCAGGGCUAUUACUUGGCAAUUCUAACAGUGUAACAUGAUUUACCUGAAACUAUUUCUUGCACACAAUAGUAACAUGACAAUUAGCUAAACCCUGUCGGAAUACAUAGGCUUCAUUAUCCAGGAAAAUGAAUACUUCACUUUUGGCUAAAGUAGCCUUUUGCUGUCAUUCAACCCCAUACAACACUAACUGAAUGCUUAUGGUAGCUUUAAAGCCCUCAGGCAGCAAACCUUUUCCAAAUCUUCUUCUUAUGUACUUUAUUUCACCACACUACCACUUAUUGAUAUUCUGGUCUUUUCACUCCAGAUGUCCCAUUUUUCCUCAGUCUAAUUAACAUGGUUUUUAGCCCACUCUGAUUUUUUCCUUCUUUGUUAGGGAGAUAUAAAUGUCCUUUUCCUUGGGAUUCUAGAAUUUAAGUCAAAGUAUUUGAGUGUGCAUCUAAAAGUCUUAGCACUCAUCUUCAAACCACAUUGAGACAAUGUAUUUUCAAUUGACUCAGGUGGUUUUCUUCUGUCAUUAAACACAGUGUUUUAAUGAUUGUAUCACUACAUGUUGUUAUACACCUUUUACUGUCUUUACCACUUUGAUUUUCAGUCUGCAGGUACUUUUUGCACUUUUUACAAAUACCUCCUUUGUAUAUAUUUCCACCUACUUUUCUUACGAAAGUGUAACUUUCUUCACGCACUGUUUAAUUAUUUCACAUUGCUUUUUACGUGAUGAGUAUUUUCACGCUGUCAUCCUACUACGUUACAAAGCUUUACUAGGGCCUCGAUUUUAAUAUUUUUGGGAUAAGCUUUUCAAAUGUUUUACUAUUUUAGGAUAAACUUUUAAAAUGACUUCAUUUAAAAAAAUAAUUCUAUUUUGAUUUUUCUUAUAUAUUAUUUUGUAUAUAUAAAUUAUUGUUGAUAUUUUAAUAUUUUGAACAAAUCAUUUUUUUAAAAUUUCAAAAAAUUAAGUCAUUUAAAAAGUUUAAAAAAAACUAUGUUAUCAAGGAUUAUUUAUGAUAAACAAGUCAAUAACAGCAAAACACCAAUGGCCAACUUGAUGAUAUUCACUGAAUGAGUCCUCGUAUUAGCCCUGAUACAUGGAAAUGAGUGCUGAUUCAUACUUUGUGUUUGGUUCUAUGCUGCUUCACAAUAACACCAAUUGGCUCUCAGAACAAUCCGUCUGACUCUACUCCAAAUCCCAGAGUUUGGUUAAAGUACAAGAGUAUAAAACGUGUGAACUAUUGUUAUGUCACUUUGUAUGCCGCAUGUAGCUGAAUUAAUGUUAAUACCCAUACGUGGGAGAAUAAACUCAAUCUCUCCAAAACAGAACUCAUCUUUCUUCCCUUAAACAUUGCUACUCUUGUGUUUGUCUUACUCCAAGUCAGUGGCACUACCAUCCGCUCCACCUCACAGGCCCGCUGCCUCAGUGUUCUCUUUGAUUCCAACCUCUUAUUCACCACUCAUGUCCAGUCGAUUGCCAAAUCUUGCCACUUCCAUUUCAAAAACAUAGCUUGCAUCAACCCAUACCUAACAUAGGAUUCUGAUAUCUUCUUCAGCCUUUUACUACUGCAGUCCGCUUCUUUUCUGGCCUUACACACUCCUAAUUUUCCCCGCUACAGUCUAUAAUAAAUUGCGGCAGUGAUGCUCAUCUUCCUGUCCACCCACACAUAUCCCCUUUGUCAGUCCUUACAUUGACUUCAGAUAGAAUAUAGGUCUCAGUUUAAAAUUCUGCCCGUUGCUUAUAAUUCUCUACUCAACCCUGUUCCUACCUAUACUCAAUAAUACAAUAAUGACCCAUCCAGUUGCCUACUUAUUGCUGAAGACCUGUGUCUAUCCACUGUUGUAGUUGCAUCUCUGACAUUUACCUUCAAGACUUCAUAUUUUAUAAGGAGACUGUUAGCUACACUGAUCAUUAACAUUGUCACAUUCACUAGAAGACAGAGUCAAAUUGAAGAGAAGGUCCUUUGCACUGCUUUGCAUCACCCGUAUAAAUCACUCUAAUGCCUAUUUGGCCUGAGCUUUAAAGGGACACUAAAGUAACCAAAACAACUUUAGCUUAAUGACACAUUUUUGUGUAUAGAUCAUGCGUCUGAAGUUUCACUGCUCAAUUGUCUGCCAUUAAGGAGUUAAAUCACUUUUGUUUUUGUUUAUGUAGCCUUAGUCACACCUCCACUGACUGUAACUCACACAGGUUGCAUUGAAAGAAAAAAUGGUUUAAUUUUUAAUCAGAUGUAACUUACUUUAAACGUUUUUACCUCCUCCUCUGUAAAUUUAGCUUUAAUUACAUACAGGGGGCUCCUGCAGGGUCUAGCAAGCUAUUAACAGAGCAGGAGAUUCUAAAUUAAAUAGAAUUUUCAAUAAAGAAGGAAUAAACAUUAGAUUACUCUUUACAGGAAGUGUUUAGGAAGGCUUUGUAAGUUACAUGCAGGGAGGUGUGACUAGGGCUGCAUAAACAAAGUGAUUUAACUUCUAAAUGACAGAGAAUUGAGCGGUGAGACUCCAGGGGCAUGAUCUAUACACCAAAACAGCUUAAUUAAGCUAAAAUUGUUUUGGUGACAAUAGUGUCACUUUAAUAUGUCACUAGUUGCCCUGCUUUUUAAAGAUUGCUCUCUAAACCUAAUUUUUUCCCCAAAAUAUUAAAGAUUAUUAUACUCUCAGGUUUAUUUUUACACACAGUGCUGAAGUGUCAAGAAUUGACCAGGGAAUUUCAAGUUUUAAGCCUAAAUAUUCAAACAGGAAAAAAGUUGUAUAAUUCUUUCAAUAUUUGCCCUAACAUUUGCAUUUCCCUGGUUAAUUACUGAUAAUUCCUGGUUUAGUUAUUAACUCUAACAAUGUGUCUCAAACUAGACUUUAAGGCUUUUUUUUAUUUGUAAUGUCUAACCAUACCACUUGGCCUCUGUGAAACUGAAUAAUAUCAUCGAUGGCACUGCAGGUUGUCAGCGAUUAGAACAAGGAAUGCAUUCUGGGAAAUCAGUCAUGAGUCAGAUUAGCACAAUGAGGCUCUGUCACAUUCUAGGAGAUAAGUAUCCAAAUGAUGUCAGAGUACAAAUAGAAGUCAUCAUUAAAAUGACUGCAUCGCACUAUAAAAAUGUCAAGGGAGUAUAAAAAUGGUAAUGACUCAUUUUCGUGGAAAGGUGAGUAAAAUAUUUGACAGCCCAGUCUGUUCAUUUCAUAACAAAGUUAAAGCAGGUAAAAGAGCUACUGCACACCAAAAUGUUGUAUAUGCAAAACCUUAAACCAUAUCCGCUUUAUCCACUAAGGCUAUUUCACAAAAUAGUGAGGUUGUAAUGAAUUGUUGCAAAUUGUAAACAGUAUUAAAUAUCCAAUUCAAAAUAGUUGGAGAUUUUGUUCCAACAUUUGUAUUUUGGCCUAAAGUUCCUUAAAAUGUGAAAAAAUUUUUGUUUGUUACAUAUUGUAUUUUCUAGAUCUUCAGUUCAUGUAAAACGGCACUGUCAGCAAUAUGACAACUGCAUUGGUUGUAUUUCUUAUACACCCUGGAACCAUCCAUCUGUUUAAUUCCUUAAAGUGAUUUUUUAAGGACCAAAACACAUACCUCCCAAAUGUCGCUAUUCAGGAGGAACAAUACCUUUUUUUGGGCUCAAAUCCUUCUGUCCUUCUUUCCCAUCCUAAUGUCUCUUUUUUUCUAGAAGCUCCAUAGCAAUAGUACACCCAGUAAUGUGUCUUUACACUACAAUAAAUGUGUUUAGAAAUCAGUCUGUGUAAAUAAAAUACUUGUUCCUAAGUAAAUUUUAGUUUCAUAAAAUUAUUAGUAAGUAAAUCAAAAUUUCUCAGACCAGGCCCACCCCUGAGCACACCCCACUCACACCCCUAAAAUUAAAGCAUCCCCUUUGUCCAUUGCAAAUGUUCAGAGGCAUGAAAACAGAUUUCGUUUAAUUAAUUGAGUUUGGUGUAUAGAUUAUGCUCUUGCAGUUUAAAUGCUCAAUUGUCUGCCAUUUAGAAAUUAACCUUUAAAUAGCAGAGAUUUGAACAGUGACACUGCAGGGUUAUGAUCUAUAAACCAAAACUUAAUUUUUAAGCUAAAGUUAUUUUGGUGCUUAGAGUAUCUAUUAAUGGACCAUAUUCAUAACCUAUUAAUAACCACAAUCUGGUCCCUGUUGACCCAGUGCUAGAACUGAAUAUCCAGCGUAUUUUGCUUCUUUUUUUUCUUAACUCUAACAGCCCUCCAUCCAUUAAAUGAGCUCUAAACAUCCCUGCAUGCAUUAAAUGAGCUCCAUACAGCCCUCCAUCCAUUAAAUGAACUCUAAACAUCCCUGCAUCCAUUAAAUGAGCUCCAUACAGCCUUGCAUCCAUUAAAUGAACUCUAAACAUCCCUGCAUCCAUUAAAUGAGCUCCAUACAGCCCUCCAUCCAUUAAAUGAACUCUAAACAUCCCUGCAUCCAUUAAAUGAGCUCUAUACAGCCUUGCAUCCAUUAAAUGAACUCUAAACAUCCCUGCAUCCAUUAAAUGAGCUCUAUACAGCCUUGCAUCCAUUAAAUGAACUCUAAACAUCCCUGCAUCCAUUAAAUGAGCUCUAUACAGCCUUGCAUCCAUUAAAUGAACUCUAAACAUCCCUGCACCCAUUAAAUGAGCUCUAUACAGCCUUGCAUCCAUUAAAUGAGCUCUGUACAGCCUUGCAUCCAUUAAAUGAACUCUAAACAUCCCUGCAUCCAUUAAAUGAGCUCUAUACAGCCUUGCAUCCAUUAAAUGAACUCUAAACAUCCCUGCACCCAUUAAAUGAGCUCUAUACAGCCUUGCAUCCAUUAAAUGAACUCUAAACGUCCCUCCAUCCAUUAAAUGAGCUCUAUACAGCCCUCCAUCCAUUAAAUUAACUCUAAACAUCCCUGCACCCAUUAAAUUAGCUCUAUACAGCCCUCCAGCCAUUAAAUCAGGUUUCCCCAAACUCCGGCCCUCCAGAUGUUGCUGAACUACAACUCCCAUGAUUCUCAGCCUAUGUAUUUAAUUCAUAGAAUCAUGGCAGUUGUAGUUCAGCAACAUCUGGAGGGCCGGAGUUUGGGGAAGCUUGCAUUAAAUGAACUCUAAACACCCCUGUAUCCAUUAAAUGAGCUCUAUACAGCCCUCCAGCCAUUAAUUGGGUGUGACAUUGAAUUCUGAUAGAGGAUCUUUAACCCCUUAAGGACCAAACUUCUGGAAUAAAAGGGAAUCAUGACAUGUCACACAUGUCAUGUGUCCUUAAGGGGUUAAAGGCUGUUUUGUUAUGAUGGAUUAUUACAUGACUGUGACUGGUCCAUAAGGAGUUUACAUCAAAUUCUUUAAGAACGUUUUUGACGUCAACAAAAAUUUCUGUUUUAUAGCACAGCUUUUUAUGACCGUUCAUACUUUAGGAAAUAAAUGAACCAGUAUCUAGUUGUGCAGUUUGUGUUGAAGUUAAAAGAGCUGAUCGGGUUUCCAUACUGGUCCGAGAGGAAGAGCACUAUUCCCCUGUGUUUAAAACGCUUAACAAUCUAAUGGUAUUUCCUGUAUUAUGAGGAGCUGGAGGUCCUGCUGGAGGACUUAGAACCACAGACAAACUAAAGGGAAGAUUAGAUAGGCACAAUAAAUUAUCAAAUAACUUUAUGAUGAAUAUAAUUUAUUUAUGUUGUGUUUCUUUUCAUUUAGUGCAGACAUUGCAUGUCUUCUAUAAAAAGUCUCAGAUUCACCAGUGAUGCAACUGAACAUAUAGCUUAUAAACUGUAGUAUCAAAAUCCAUCGUGAAUGGGAUAGAAUUUUCAGAAUGACAUACCUCCCAAAAUUUCAUACGAUGAUCUUUAGUUCUUUAUAGUUUUUACAAUAUAAAAGCUGAACAAAAUUCAAGGACUGACUCAUAUUCCUAUGCAAUGUCACAUUACUGCAAUUUUACACUGAAUUAAUUCAUAAUGAUUAUGGCCUUGAGUGCUUUCAACACAAACUACAUGUGAUUAAAAAAAAAAACACUGCACAACAUUAAAUAAAUUAGAUAAUAACAGAGGCACGGCAAGCACAAUUCUUCAAUAAGGACAAUUAUCAAAAAGAUUUGCAUUAUAUUGCAUAACCAGAAAUAAUUAUAGGAUAUGCCAAACACAUUUUGUAUAUAAGGAAUAACAUAUUACUUAUGGUUUAUGUGUAACAUUCAAAUUUUCAAAUAAAUUCAAAGUUUCAUUGUUACCAACAAGAGCAUGAUAAUAAACAUGAAAUCUAUUUGAAAAAGUAAUGUUUUUACCGCCUUAAAGGGACACUAUAGUCACCAAAUGAACUUUAGGUUAAUGAAGCUGUUUUGGUGUAUAGCUCAUGCUCCUGUAGUCUCCCUGCUUAAUUAUCUACCAUUUAGGAGUUAAAUCAAUUUGUUUAUGCAACCCUAGUUACACCUCCCUACAUGUGACUCGUGCAGCCUUUCUAUACACUUCCUGCAAAGAGUCAUCUAAUGUUUACACUUCCUUUAUUGCAAAUUCUGUUUAAUUUAGAAUUCCUGUUAAUAGCUUGCUAGACCUUGCAGGAGUCCCAUGUGUAAUUAAAGGUUCAAUUUACAGCAUGAAAUAAAAACUGUUAAAGUAAGUUACAUCUGAUUGAAAAUGAAACAAUUUUGUCAGGGGAGGUGUGGCUAGGACUGCAUAAACAGAAAGAAAAGUGUUUAACUCCUAAAUGGCAGUUCCUAAAUGGCACAGAAUUAAGUCAGACAGAGGCAUGAUUUAUACACAAAAAAUGCUUCAUACAUUCCAUACCAUUCUACCAGGGUUAUCUUUGUUCUUUGUUUUUGUAUUUACUUAACCCCUUAAGGACCAAACUUCUGGAAUAAAAGGGAAUCAUGAAAUGUCACACAUGUCAUGUGUCCUUAAGGGGUUAAACCCAUCUUGAUUCACCAUUCAGACAAUUGUUAUCAACAAAUUCUUGUUUUCUAUGUAUUUGAUGCAUACAGAUAAUUGUUACUUCUCAAUAUUCUAUGUAUACAAAACAGUGAUAUCUGUACCAUGACUUUAUGCAAAUAUUUUUUUUUUUAAAUGCUUCAUUAAGCUAAAGUUGUUUUAGUGACUACACCCUUUACGUAUUGAGGAUUUAACAAAUAUUUGUUUUUCAUUAAACCAUCCUUUAAAAUGUCAUGCACUGCAGAUCUUUGAGAUUAUGAAGAAUUGCAUAUGUUAGAGCUUGUGGUUUAUUUACAUGCCGAGAAUUGGAGCUAUCUGCGGUAAAAUUGUUUUAUUUUAAUGUGGGUGCAUUUUAGACAGACAUCAUUUGAUUCAUGCGGACCAUAGACACCAGUCUACAUUGAUUAAUGAGAAAAUAUCCCAGUAAACAUUAUUUUUUGCAUAGAUAGAAAACAAAGCUAAGAUGUGUGUGCACAACAAAGCAAAUGACUGCUUCUUCACAAAUAUAGUUUACCUUGCUCAUCCCACCUAUGGUUUUAGUGUUGGCAUAUGAAGGAAAAUCACAAUUUUUCAGACAGAUGCUCCAUAUUCUUUUAAAUUUAAGAUUUAGCAAAUUACAUUACAAUCCAGUUCAGUCAGAUACAGUCAGGACACACAUUGCAAAUGAAGAGGAGAAAAAAAAGCUUUGUUUAAUUUAUUUUCUCUGUGUGCGUUCUCUGUGCUGACUGCCAGAUGUAAAGUACACUGGGAAAUAAGAUGGAGGUUCUAAACUGCAGGACAAGUACGUGUGGAUUUCUAAAUGUAAUAUUAUUUUCCACACCUCCCAGCAUUUCAAAUGGACAAGGAGGGAUGCUAUACUUUUACGGGUGUAACUGGGGAGAGGCCAGUUUUUGGAUGGGACAAAUACAUUUUAGUUGCCUUCGUAAUAACAAUUAUUGCAACUAAUGUGCAAUUUAGAACAAAAACAAAGUGUCCUAUUUAUACAGACUGAUUCCUAAACAUAUUUGUCAAGGAGAACCUCGUCCUUCUACACGACACAGAACACUUUUCUUCCCACCGUGGUGCUAUACUCUUGACACAGCAGAUGCAGCCUAGAGAGCAGCUUUGAUGUAGGCCUGUUGAUGCUGCCAGAACGACUAAAGCAAAGCUGAAGGAAGACCAGGGGACCAGAGAUGACUGUCUGAAACUCCUCAUCGGAUCGGAAGUUAGCCCAGGCCUGGCAGCUGGGUGAUGGAGAUGGCUGACAAGAUAAGCUGUCUGAAGACACCAUGUUUUUAGGGAUAUCUGCUUUGGGUAGGGAGUUUAGGGUUCAGAUCUCCCUGUCUGAAGAAAGAUCAGUGGCGGGUUGACUCUUAUCCGCCCAGACAGAGUGGUGUUGGGGAGGGAACUUUACUUUGUAGUGCUGAUUUCCCCCUGGAAAAUGAAUACAGAUUGUUGGUGUAUAAGUAUAUGUGUGUUUCACUAAUAAAUCGUACUUGUUUCACCCAUCAUCAAAUUUUGACUGAUGUUCAGGUGGGUUGCAAUAGAGCUGCUAUAAUCUAUCCAGUUAUUCUGCUUGGAAAUGGAGGGAGGUAAGCAGAGAAACUCUUGCUGAGUACUGAGCCUCGCUACAACAUAAUUGUAGUUUAAAGACACGUUACUGUAAGAUUGGUUAAACACUUAGAUACACCAACCAUAUGGAGUUCUUAGAAAUAAGGGAAAGCGGGAUUUAGACCAAAUACACUGACUGACCUUCCUAAAUAGGGACAGUUAGGGUUAUGAUAUAUAUAAAUGAUAUGCAAACAUAAUGUAAAAAAUCACAGGAAGUGACAGUCCCCCUUUAAAAUUUUACUUACUUUAGUAAAGUUUUGCUUUUUACAUCUUUCUUAAAACCAUGCUAAUCUCCUGGCUUUUGGUACUUGACUUUUAAAUUAAGUUUUCUUGGUCAGCAUAAAGUUUGAACUCAUUAUGACCUUAAUUCCUGAAUACUUGUUUGACUUUUGAAGGACUUUACCCAGAGUACACCUUGAGCUUUUAAGAUAUGAGUUAAUCCUUUGAAUCUGGUUAAUAAGUAAUGCUUUUAUCUCUGGAAUGUAGACUUUUGAGGGUUGGCAUAUUUUAUAUUAUAACUGUCUUAGAAUUAGAGCCCUUUUUAAUAGAAUUGUUUACUUCUUUUUAAAAAAAAAAUAUUUUAUUUUUGUUGUGCAAUGGCAUAACAAUACAACAAUAGACACGGUCUCUCACAGUAACAAAAGUCAGCAAACAAUGUAAAGUAUUGCUGCAUUCAUAUGAUGCAGCAUCUGCACAAUAUUUUAAAGUAUAAAGGAAGUGGCAUGUAUUGUCAUUUAUCCAACAGAAUAAUCCACUCAGGACUCCCCCAAACUGUCAAACGGUAAGCGGAUUAAUUGAUGGCAGUGAAAUAAUAAGAGACUUACAAAAUAACAAACAAAUUCAACAGUAAAGAUAGUGCCCUCCAGGGGCAGAACACAGUCCUGUAAUGGAAAGAAAUGCAUCAGGCCUCAUUGCCCCGGUGUAGGUAUGUGCAACAGGCCCUGUGUCAACAUCAGCAUUGCUCGCAGUAUCUAAGCCUCCCAGGGAGUCCCAGAUUGUGACCCAACUGGAUCGAGUCUCUUUGCUGAUAUGUACUUACAUGUGGGAUAUUGUAUUUUCAACCCCCAUAUUCAAGUCCUCUCUAUAUUUAGAGCCACAGACUAAUCAUAGAUACUUGGAGGUGGUAUUUGAGGUGAGUGGCCACUCGGCUUUCGUGGAGCAGGAUAAUGCACUAGAUUUUUCAGCUUCCACCAAAAAUGUGCGAAAAUUCUGUGCAACUUAGACUGAAUGUCUUGCUGCUGUGACUGGGGGACCACAGAGCAUCGCCAUGAUGAGUAGGACACUGUGUCUUCUGCCUAUUCUUGUGGCAGCAACACUUGGCCCCAAUACAGCAUGAAACCAUGCCAGUUAUCUGCUGGUAUAGGAGGAGGGGGGUCAUGGGGCACCUGUAUAACAUUGUAGUUGCCAAGGUCACUCCAGGCUGUGAGAUCAACUGCCUCUCCCGUCUGCGUUGUGCACUAGGCCGCACUUUUUUGUGUCUCAGAUGGAGGACCUCUCAUAUUCAGCUGUAAGUAGAGUCAAUUACCGCUAUAGUGUUGGUCAGCCAGGUCAAGAAUUAGGUAAAUCACUUCCAUUCUCAAAAAUCAAGCUAGAAGAGGUUCUCAAACCCUCUUUAUUAAAAGAUAAGAGAGGAGCUUUCUCAGAACAUGUCUAUCCAACAUGAAAGUCAGGCCCCGCCACCCAGCAUUAUUUAUUUUUAGUAGAAUUGCUGGAUGUUUAUAAUUCAUUAUAAAAAUAUCUUCCAGUUUAAAUAUAAAUUUCUAAUUUUAAAAUGAAUUAGUCUGCAGGGUAGGAAUUUUUGAUUGGGUCUUCAAACAUGGAUUUCCACGACAAUUAUUCGUGUUUCAAGAAAUUUACAUUUCUCUUGGGAACCGACUUUGUAAAGAAAGCACUCAGUUUGCUCUUUCAGUGCAGGGAUAGUGCAGAAUCUGGAUAUCCAUUAGUUAAGGGAAAGUAGAACCUCAUUGCAAUGAUAAAAUAUUGGUGUCCAUAAAUUUAUAUAAUGUUCUGAGCUUUACAAAAAAGUAAGUUUGCUGGAAGUAUUGUGUCCUUUUUAAAAACUUACAUCCCUUUUAGAAAAUCUUUUUAAUUUGGAAUUUGUUGUAGGCUUGCAAGCAUUGAACAUUUUUAGUUUCAACCAUUAUAUUAAAUGUUUUUGUAGUUGACAUCAGUUAUUUUUAGCAAUGCAGAGCUAUCACAGGACACAAUAAGAAGUGUAAUGUGUGCCUUAAGAACAAAAUACUAAAGAAGAGAGUAUUAUAGUAUACCAAAUGCUAUAGAAAUGUUAACAGAAUAAUGUGGUUUUCAACUAAUAUAACAAACGUAUACCUAAAAAUGCUUUUUCCAUUGGAAUAACAAAUGAUAAUACAUUAAUAACCUUAAAUUGAUACAAAAUAAUAAACCUUACGCUUUACGUUAAAAAGAAUGGAAAAAUAUCAAUUGCAGUUGUCGCUAUAAUAAAGAAAGCAGGGUAGUGGUAAGCGUGGUGUUUAAAAUGGUGGCCAUACAUCUCAUAAGGGUCCUGAACUUUGUGAUGAAGAGCUAUGAAUACAAUAUAAGAGAGCAUGGGGAGCCUCAUAGUCACAAUGAAUUGAUCAAGACUCGACCCUACCCCCUUACCCUUCAUACUAAACUGCACAUUUUUCACCGGAAAUUAAUACAUACUCACUGUUUGAGUCCAAUUCAACUCAACCUUUAUUUUACGACUACUACCCCAUUGGCAAAUUUAGUUUAGCAGGCUCCUAAUUUACAAAAAUCUGUUUCCAUCUGAUACCCAGCAGUCAUAAAUGCCUCAUAUGAUAAACCAACCAUCCAUCGAAUUGGCUGGGAGAGAGAACUGGGAAUAUCUUAUUUAGAUGAAGAUUGGAAUAUGAUUUUGUUGUUUACUGCUAAUAUUUCUCACUGAACCAACCAUACAGAACUUUACUACACAUCACUGUUCAUUUGUUAUUUAACACCUGCCUGAUUGAGCCAUGUGUAACUUGGUGUUUCUUCAAUAAGGUGGUGCAAAUGCGGUGGCAUGUGUUAAAGAUAUACAUUAUUCUGUCAUUAUUAAGUUAUUUUAGGGGCAUACGUACAGAGCAGCCAAGUGUAGGAGCAAUCAUUAAAUAUCACCAUCCUCUGCACUGUCAUUGUACAUCACCCACACUGCCAGUGAGAAGAAAAGUUGCAAAAUAAAAUUACAUUUAAUUAGACAGGAAGGCUCUGCAUGGGAAGCAAGUCCAUUUUUAGUUACAAUUAAAUUGCAUUCUGUUUUUUAAUCACUAAAAAUAUACCCUUAGAAUGAAUAUGGAACUUGGACCAUGACCACAUGAGUUUAAACGUUCUGAAAACAUUUCCUCAGGGUAAGACCCAGACCCAGACGUCUCCAUUGCAUAUUAUAUCUGUUUUUAUUCAUCUAUUUUGCCUCAUUACCAUGCUGCCUUUGAUAAUAUCCUGGAAGGUCAAAAUGUCAUUUCUAACUUCCUCUCAUCACAUCAAAGAUAAGGACCAAUAAGGGGUUGAAUAAUUUUGAGACAGGAGAAGUCCUUAUAAGUUGCAUUUUCAGUUGAAUUUGGGGAAACCACUUGAAGCAUUCGUUGUGUUGACCGCUUAUGUUUGCUUUGUUCAUUGCUAACAUCUGAAAGUCUAUACAUUUUGACAAGAAACCCGAUUUACAAUGGGGGUUGAAAAUUUUGUAUUACAUCUGUAUUACAUAUUUAUAUACCAGGCAAUAUUUGCAAUUCCUUUUUUGCCUUACCUCUUGCAAGUGACAAUUGUCCCCAGAAUUGGUCUCUUCUAGAUCUUGUGAUACAAUUUACAUAUACUGUUGGUCUUUCCUAUUUAUUUGGUAGCUGCAGAUAGUGUGUGUAAUUAAUAUGAACAUGUUAUUCUAUUUUAUAUCCACAUUCUAUGAGAAUUCCACAUUUUGGAACGCAAGCCUUUCCUUUCUGAAUUACCUGCCGUUACAUCUUUGCAUAUUUAGAUUCUGUGUUGUCUCCACUUGAGCAACCCAUUCUUAUUUGGACUAAUAUGCAAUCUGCUAACAUUCAACACUGUCAACUGAACUGUUGAGUGGUGAAUAUUUUGUUGACAUAAAUUAUGGCUGACCAUUGAAAUUUGCCUUAUUCAAUCAAAUACUGCUCAUAGAGAGCGUUUGAUUGAUGCAGUGCAGCAUAUGUGCAUUAGCCUCCCAUUGCUUCCCCAUGAGGAAGCCCUGGAUUGGCUGAUAUCACCAAUUUUGAUUAUCUCAGCCAGGGAGGCAGAGUGGCUGCAGCAAGACCAGUGCAGCGUGGGAACACAGGUAAGCAAAAACUACAUUUUAAAACCGGGAAAAACGGGGGAAGAUUAGACACAUAACAAGGUAGGGAAUACAUGUUUGUAUUCCCAUUCAUUCUAAUACCUGAUAGUUACUGGUUGUGCUUUUAGGUCUCCUUUUUCAUAUGCUGGUGGAAAAGAGCUAGGCUUAGAGAAAAUCUCACACUAGAAGAAGGUUUCCCUCUUCACCCAUAAGUAAUUAGUAAUGCAGGUACAUGAAGCAUAUUUUCUGAUCAGUGUCAACUUUUAUUUUUCAUAAUGUUUUUAGAUCCUUGCUGGUCACUAUGUGCAGUCUUAGGUUCUUUUCUUAACAAUAAGAUUUAUUGGAAAGUUUGUGCUAAUUUUAUCACAGAUUACUGGCUACACAUAUGUUUUUUCUCCAAUGGUGAUCCUCCUCCAAGACACCACUGCAAUCAUCUCUUUUAAACAAGAGCCUGUAGUUAGUCAUCUGGUAAAUGUAUAAGAUUCAGACCUAUUCAUUGGAGCGAUCCACUGUACCCCACCCUACAAGAGUGAACUCACAAACUAGAAUUAAUUCGAUGCAUGGAGGAAUGGGCAUUUGUGUUCUAGAAACGAGGCAUACUUUGAUGCGCAUACCAUGGAAGGAAUUUCUGGUCUCUUGUUUUAUUUAUUUAUUUCUAUUUAUUUACUUUUUCACUCACUUUACUAGACUUCUAAAAGCUUUUAUCCUUUUGGCAUUUGAAAAGGUUUACUUAACUAGAUUAACCCAGUUUUGUUUUCUCGCAGACUGUCUUUUGACAUAGUGCUUUUAUUUUUAAGUCCACUUUCCUCUCUUUAGUACCCUAUUUGCCUCAGCAAUUACCUAUUGAGCACCAAAAAAAGGGAUGAUAGAUAUUCAUAUUUCAUAAGUAUUUUGAUCCAAGUCAACAAAAGCAAUCCACAUUGCAUCCAAAGAUUAUAGUGCUUUUUGUCAGCUGUUGCUUAUAUGCUCACUUGAUUGGGUUGGGCCCUAAUGACUCCAAAAUAAUAAUUUAUGUGCUUCCUGUGAGUAGGAAUUAUUCUCACAGUGGACACAUUUUUAAAUGAACUGUAUAGCUUUUUGAAUAGAAACAUGUAUUUCUAAUGCUGUUCGCUGUUUAGGACGUUAUCUCCCCCACAGUAAGGAGUACAACAAUGUAUUUGCUUACCUUUUCUCCUCACCGCAAUGUUCUUUCCAUGACUGACCCCACCUCCCUGGCUGAGAUUAUCAUUCUUCAUUCGUAUUUGGAGGCUAGUGUAAAUGUGUGGCAAAACACAACGCUGUACCAAUUAUAUGGUGCUUAUGAGACCUUCUAAUUGAAAUAGUUGAGUUUAAAGGACCACUAUAGGCACCCAGACCACUUCAGCUUAAUGAAGUGGUCUGGGUGCCAGGUCCAGCUAGGGUUAUCCCUUUUUUCUAUAAACAUAGCAGUUUCAGAGAAACUGCUAUGUUUAUAUUAGGGUUAAUCCAGCCUCUAGUGGCUGUCUCAUUGACAGCCGCUAGAGGCGCUUGCGUGCUUCUCACUGUGAUUUUCACAGUGAGAAGAUGCCAGCGUCCAUAGGAAAGCAUUGAGAAUGCUUUCCAAUGGACUGGCUGAAUGCGAGCGCGGCUCUUGCCGCGCAUGCGCAUUCAGCCGAGGAGGAGGAGAGGAGGAGGAGAGCUCCCCGCCCAGCGCUGGAGAAAGAGGUAAGUUUAACCCCUUCCUCACCCUAGAGCCCGGCGGGAGGGGGACCCUGAGGGUGGGGGCAGUAUGUUUUCCUGGCACUAUAGUGGUCCUUUAACUCCUCAUCCUGAAAUAUAUUCAGAUCCAGGAACACUAUUCUAUCUUUACUAGAUUACUGUGUAAAAUUUAGACCUAUAUCAUUUUGAUUGACAUGGAUAACAAAUUUUAAAAGAUCUUCCUAACUUCCUCAUUACACUAACAGGAUAUCAAAUAUGAACCGCUUAAAAACACAAUAUUCUUAAAAAAGGAGUUAUUAUUCCAAAUAUAUCUACUAUAUCUACUACUCAGAUUUGUAGAACCUUUUGAAAAGCUUAUCAAACACUAUGAAUUGUUGAUGUUAUUUUUAAUGUUCAUUACGAUGCUGUAAAGGGUUUACCUUUCAUACCUGUAGAAAAGUAAUACAGUUUUUAUUGAAAUUAACGUUUAUACACCAAAAUUAACCAGUUUAUACCCAAAUGCCUGCAGCAAUACCCUUAUAAGAAUACAAAGCUAAUGCAUAGCUAGAUAAACAAGAACUUGCACAUUACAUUUUUCUUUUUCUUUCUUUUAGCCUGUACGCUGGCAUUUAGACUUACAGCCGUGGGCUAGUUUUAGCCACUCACUAAAUGACGAGGCAAAAAGAUUUCUUCGCUACAUUACAACAGCUCAGGUAAGUAAGGAUAUACAGUAACAGAUAUUGGGAAGCAUUGGAAGGCUAGUGUGCAUGCGCGACAAAUUGCAGUGCUGAGCCAAUCAAUUGCUGCUCUAUAAGUGUCUCCAGUAGCUGACCUGUCACUUUUUUAUAUUAUCAUGUCCCAAUCCCCUCCUCCUCAUUAUUUGGACCUCCCUUUUUUAAUAUGCUCAAUUUCCUAAUUAGGUUAUAAUUGAUUAAUUUCAUAAUCUAUACAUACGGAAAAGUAGGGACUUUUUUUUAUUAUUAUUAAUACUAUUAUUGAAUAUAUAUUAUUAAUAAAGGGAAUUGGCAACCAGAAUGCCCUGUGAAACAUUGGAUCAAUUUUUUCAUGAUAAUUAAUAGACACAUAAAAACAGAUAUCAGAGAGAAAUGUACAUUAAUUACCAAAAUUGAAGGUACACAAUGUGUAGAACAUGACUGCGUUUUUUAAUGCAUUACUUAAAGAUACACUAUAGGCACCAGAACAACUACAGCUUAAUGUAGUUGUCCUGGUGAGUAUAAUCAUUUCAGAGAAAAGGCAGUGUUUACAUUGCCCCCUAGGUAUACCUCCUGUGGCCACUCCUCAAAUGGCCACUGAAGGUGCUUCCUGGGGCAGAGCUGCUGCUUUUCAGCGUCUCCACGUUCUGCAUGGAGAUGCUGAAAUUUUCUCAUAGUGAUGCAUUGAUUCAGUGCAUCUCUAUGAGGAUAGUGCUGAUUGUCCAGGGCUCUGUUUGGCUUAUCCUGGUUCUGCCCUUGUUCGGCCACACCCCCAUCCAGCCUCCUCACCGUAUUCAUUGGAUUGGCUAAAAAUUGUAAAUUCUGAGAUGUCACCAAUGAGGCAGAUCGGGGGCCGGGCCAGCGCAGGUGGAUUCGCUCGGCACUGGAAAUAAGGUAUGUUUUAAUCCUAAAUGGUGGUUUUAACACUAUAGGGACAGGAACACAUGUUCGUGUUCUUGACCCUAUAGUGUUCCUUUAAGUAACACAUUCCAGUGAGGCAAAAAUAACAAAACCAAACAAAAAAGUACUUUGAGUGAAAGUUCCUAAAAUCGCAGCACUUGCAUUGUAAAUUGCUACAGCAGUAAGAUUAGCCACUUAUUCUGCCUGUGGGGUUUUCUCACACAUAGGAUGAGUGGAACUGCUCAAUAAGCUGACAGCAGUUUCUGAGCCGUUUUCACAGUUUUGUGAACUGGGCUGUCCGCAGCAAUCUUCCGAGCUAUGAUCUCCCUAAUUUAAUAAAGUAACUUAGAAGAAAGGGAAAUGGGGUUAUUGAGGACUCACACAACAAAAAGUAUAAUUAUGAUCAGAAGCUUUUUAGAGACAAGUUUAAGUAUGUUCUUCCCUGCCAAUCAGCAUGUGCAUAUGUGAUUAACAUUUAAAUCUCCCCUUCAAAUAUGGGACUCUGGAUUUGAUUUAAUGCUGUAGGGUCCAAUUAGUACCCACUUUCUCCUGAGUACCUGGAGAUGGGAGACAAACAUGAGUGGACCUUACUCAAAACAUCCUUAAUAUGGAAUGCAAAUUAAAAAAAUAAAACAUAUAAACAUUCUCAAUAAUUAUAAUUAAAUGUAUAUUAGCAAUAUCUAAAAAAAUAUACAUUAUUAAUGAUGUAAUGGAACAAUUCUGUAAGGAAUUUUUUCUUUGGCUGGUUGAAAUCCCAAUGGUUCGAUUUCAUUUAUUCAUCUGUCUGAGAUCAGAGAUCACUAUGCAUCCUGCAAUUUUCAUGCAGUCUCAAUGGCAAGGCAAACUUUGUCAAAUUUAUACAAAUGACUCUCUGAUAGGUUUAGUUUGGCAAUUUGCUUUAGAUUCCACAAGUAACAAAUAUCUCUUUUCCCCAUAGAUAUUUUGUUCUCAGAUGGUGAACAAUGGUCUGUCAAAUCAGAUUGAGGACACAUUAAAGCCUUGGACUGUCUGCUUGGAUGACAAAUUUGAAUUAUCUCACCAGAUCAGAAGUAAACAAUGUCGCGUUUACUCAUUGGGGUAAGUUUGUUUUUUGGCGUUGUUUUGCAAAGCAGUUAAGUUUGUGUACUGUCUCGUCUCACAAAUGUUUGAAAUAAGGCUGAGUGUUUUUCUCCUUUGUGUGUCUGUAUGAUUUAGUGCAUACACUAAAGGGAAACGUCACGUUGACCUGCUUUGCAAUCUAUUAUAUCGAUAAUGUGUUGAAAGAUGCAAAAAAUGACAUUUAAAAAAACAACAACAACAGAUAUCUUCCCAUGUCAUUUAUUUGUAGUAUAUUGGCAACUUCUAAGACGAAGUUCAAUAAUUUUUCAUUUUCAACACAUCCUGGUCCUCCCACUGUUCUUAAUGGGAGCUCAUUGAAUGUUCCAUAGAUUACUGCCCAGUAGAGCAUUUGGGGAUAUAUACUUGAGCAAUUAGGAAUAGCUCAUUUGCUACUCUGCAUUCUAAUAGUUAUUUGAAUGCAUUACCUAUUAGCUCGCCUAAUAGCUUCAUUCAUUCACAGCUUGAAUGUGUGCAGGCAAUCACAAUAAUUACCAACAAUAGCAGGGCUUCCAUCAGUGGGGUAAAGCCAAACGAGAACAGGGUUGCAUAACCCCAAUGUGGAUAUGUAUAUAGAGUAUCAAUAUGUGUGUUUAUAUAUAUAUAUAUAUAUAUAUAUAUACAUAUAUAUAUAUAUAUAUAUAUAUACACCUGCGGGCCACUGCUAGCUUCUACCUCUGGUAGUGUCCUCUUGUGAGCUGUGGCUGUCACACCAUUGCCGCAGGUUAAUGCUUCAUGCAACAUGCUAGGCUUGCAAGAGAGGGAGAGGACCUGCUGCCUGGCUGUUGGAGGGUGAAGAUGGAGUCUCCCAGACCCCUCUUCAAUAUAUGCAACAAAUUUCAAAAACUGUCCACCCCCACAGUCCCUAUCUAACAACACAAACUAACACAAGCACACACUGUAUCUACUACACACACACUGCAUCCACUACACACUGCUUUCACUACACACACACUGCAUCCACUACACACACUAUCCAUUACACAGUGCAUCCACUAGACACACUGCAUUCAACACACACACACACACACACACACAUACUGCAUCUACUGCACACACUGCAGCCAACACACACUUCAUCCACUACCCACACACACACACACACUUCAUCCACUACACACACUAUAUCCAACACAAACUUCAUCCACUACACACACACACUGCAUUCACUAUGUACACAGACACUGCAUCCACUCACACACACAUACACACUCUGCAUCCACUACACAUACACACUUUAUAUCCACUAUACACAAAUACUGAAUCCACUUUACACAAACACGCUCUCUGUAUCCACUAUACACAUAUACACACACUGCAUCCACUGAGUACACACACUGCAUCCACUGAAUACACACACUGCAUUCAAUUUACUUAUUCUUGUGUAUGGACUCGGAGAUGAGCCCUGUGGGUGGGCUCUGGGGCAAGCAACCAGUGCCAAGGUGAUGGCAGCCCUGAACAACAGAGAAAGUAACAAAUGAACUUCUUGUGCUAUAACCUAUACUAUGCGAUGAGCAUCUUUAUGGUGCUUUCAUUGUCUUUUUGAUCAGGCUUUGUAUGCACCAGGAAUAUGAAAAGUUACAGGGGCACUCUAGGCACUCGCACAUCUUAAGUGUAGGUCAGGCUACAGUUGGUUAUGUACUUUUUAAUAUGUAUUUUAAGUAUAAAUAAUAAUCUAAAGGCACAUGGUACAGGGUUAUACUAUUUGUCAUCUACCUCAGAGAACCAUAAGAACAUGCUUUAAAGAUAAGAGUGUGCUAGAAUUUUGUUUAGGGUGAAAAGGAAUAAUGACAGGUACGAAAAAAUGAUACUAAAGUGGCUUAGUGUAUCCCAUUGUUUAUUAUCCUUUAAGAAUAACAAUUGCUCCAUACGACAAGCUCUCUCCUAAACUGUAAUGGUAUCCUUUUUGCUCCAAUAGUAAAAUGGUAUGUAAUACCAUAAGGCUGCACAGCAAAGGAAGUUCUGUCUGUUUACAGGAAAAAAGCAGACAACCAAAAUACAACUCCCAGAAAGCACCGCCAUGCAAGGAAGUUUAGGAUAAGCUGUGCACUGCUACAGAUAUUUAAAAGAACACUACUACUUUAGAGAGAAAAAAUGUUUAUUUUUUAACAUUGGAUGGUUUAUUUUUUACUUUAGAUUUAAUGGUCCCCCAUGUACCUGUAAUCCUAAAAUGUCCUUUUGUUACAGGACUAGAAAUUAUUUUACAUCCAAUCCUAUGCUUCUCUUAGGGAAGCCUUAGGAGGCAGGCAUGUGUGGCAAUAGCAGAUAUCUCUUGCAGAGAUGUGUUAAAACCAGGACUUCUCCUUGAGAAGCCCCAAUUUCACCCUGAGUGAGUGAAUAAACGGAACCCUCUGGUUGAAAGCCAUGAGGUGUUACUAAAGGGAGGUUAUAAAAGGGUUGAUUUAUCUGGAAAUACAAAAUAAAGCAAAGGACAGUUAACCCCUAAUGCACUUCAGCAAGCUAGGGGUUGUAAGUGUUCCUUUCAAAGAUCAAUUGGCGAGUCACUUCCUGGUAAUAGCAGUCUACUGUCAGGGGUGUCCUUUAAAAGUGUAAAAUACUCUAUAAUCAGAAAUAGAUAUUUUUAAUGUAACGAUUAGAUUGUUCUUAGUAACCUGAUCACCUUUUAUGUGAGCAUAGCCGUCGUGUACAAUGUAUGUACCUGCAGUUUACAUUUGAUUAAAUAAUUUAAAGGAUUAUUCAAACAUAUGACAUAUCAUGCUCUUUGCGUAAGCUAAUAGUGUAAGGAGGUCCCAUGUUUCCUUGCACAAAUUUGCUAGGAACUGUAGUAAUUGCCAUUAUUACCGGGUUAUUCACUAAAGUGGAAAUUCAGAUGUAAGGUAAAAGUAGGCAAAAUGUAAAAAUUCUCUUAGUCCCGUUCGGCAUCUUUGGCCCUAAAUUUGACAUUCUCUUUGAAUUCUCACCUUAGUGUUGGAGCCUGAGCAGUAGUCAUAACAUUCACUACAAACGUCUUACAGCUCCACACACAUAACUGCGGGCUAGUAGUUUUAAUUUUUAUCUAUAAAAAUACUGAAUGAUUGUUGGAAGCAUUCGGCAAUGCCGAUAAAUAUUCAGAUCAGAAGGUCUGCAGGGCCUUCAUUCGGUGAGUAGAUUUCUGCUGAAAAAAGCGAUGAAUCUCGAAGUAUAUGCUUACAAUCUGAGGAGCACCUUCCACGUGCCCCUUACUCUUCGGCAGUCAGGCACUUAAACUAUUUCUUUAUCAAAGACAGGACUCAAAGGAAUUUAACUUUUACGAUUAGAAUGUGGAUGAGUCAUUUCUUCUGGACAUGAUACAUCUGUUGAUGUUGAGAAAGGUUAAACAUGAACUUGAAAAGCCAAAUCAUUAUUUAAAGUGGAACUAUCAUCUGAAUAUUGUAUUACAUAUAUUUCAACACAAAGUGAAUUUGUCUAAUUUGUGCUAAACAGUGUAGUCCAGUCAUUUAAUUGUCCGUAUAUAUCAAUACAGGAUUUAUCUAACUAGUAGAUUAUUCUCAGUGAUCUGACCACCGAUUAGGGAACUGUCCCCAACAAGCAUAGUGUGAGCUACGAAUCAGUGCUCACUGAAGGGAAUACAAAGCAUUUGCUGAACCGAUAAAUAACACAAGCAGAAUACGGCAACAUGCACACCUUAAUUGAAAUUUCCCAGUGGUCCCCGAAGUCUACAAACAACAUUUCAUUAAAGUGUUAUCUAAAAUGCUCCCAUAUACAUUGAAUAUACAUAUCACAGCUAUACAUUCACUGUAAAAUAUGGAAAUGUACUAGUUUUUCCUUCAUUCCAGCGCUGCCAUCUUCAAGGUUUGCGGGUGUUACUCUACAUGUAAACAUCUUACAACAACAAUUUUGCAGAGGAGAGUAUACUCUAUCACUUUAAAUCCUGACAACAGGCUGCAAACCUAGGUAUUUUUUUACACAAAUAUAAGAUAAAGAACAUACAAUAAACUCAAAACAGAAGACACAGUGAAAAGGCUGGAAUCGGUACCAAAAAAAGUAAUAAUGUUACCAUCAAUAGUCUACCAGGGCAGGACAUAAGCCACUAAACCCCCAACAUUUCGUCACACUACUAGAUGCUUUUUUUACUGUGUGUUGUGUCUGUACUCUUCAUGUAAUACCCACCUCUGAACCAGCCUCAAUUGAAGCCAGCGUGCCAGUUUCACGCCGUUCCUAUACUCCCUAGUCAGAGCUAGCAGGGUUGACUAUGGAGUUUCCAUAGCAACCCCAGCGGAUGCGCUGUGUUUGCUAUAGGUGGAGAGCAGAGGGACCUUAAUAGUUUUUUUCCUCUUAAUCUAUACAUUUGCAAGUAAAACUGCAAGCACAAUGUGUAGAUAAUGUCUUGAGCUCAAUCUAAUGAACAUAAGUUGUUUGGGGCAUGACACAUGCCUUUUAAGUCUAGGCACCAUUCAGAUCAAGCCACCCUGUAAUUAUUAGUAAUACUGUACAUAUGUUUUUAACACCGAUCUUUAUUACAUGUAAUUUAUUGUACAAACCUUGAGAUACCGUGAGACCCUUUGAGAUAUGUCAGAGAAAAUUAAUCUUGUAUUAGUGAUUAUUUAUUAAUAACUUCAAAAUAUUCCAGUGUGUGAAUAAAAAAGCAGCAUUUUAAGCGAUCCUAUUUUGACACUAUUGAAGGAAAUCCUUAGUGACUUCUCGUCCUAGUUAUCUGAAUUUUAAGCAGUGUAAGAAAGGCUACCGGAACUGGACAAUAUCCUUAUCUGUCAUGAUUAGGAGCAAUAUGGGUUCUCUGCCAAUCUGCAGAAUUAAUUUAGUUUUUAUCUCAUGCAUUAUUUUGAGCCCUUCAUCAUAUUAAUAAUUAGGUCAAUGUAAAAACGUGUUAGAUGUGCCUAUAAUUACUUAAUGCUCCGUUUUAAUUGUCAUGAAAUUACAUAUCUGAAACCUAUGAGGGUCACGUGAGCAAAUGUGUUUGUGUCAUUUUUAUUAGCACCUUUAUAAUCAAAUGUAGUAAAUUUCAUGCACUCCUUGUGAUAAUUACUUUAUUAGAGACUAACACACAUUAUUCUUUGAUAUACCAAAGGAAAGGGCAAAAAAAUUUUAUUUUUCAAAUUGUGUAUAUGUUUUCAUUUUCCAUCAUAAUUUGUUUGUGACAUGAGAAAACAAAAUCUACACUGCUAUAUUUAACUCUUUUCUUUCUACAUCAUGGUUUCCUGUCUUUUUCUGCUAUUGAAUAUAAAUAUAAUGUUUAUGUUUUUCUCAUUUGAAUUGUGUGCCUUGACUGUGCCUGGACUGAACUAGAUUAUGACGUUGCUAUCUAAAACAUUAAAAGAAUUAAGUAUUCAUGGUCUUCCCAUCUGUCUGUCAGUCCAUCCCUGUCUGUCUGUCUGUCUAUCUAUCUAUCUGUCUAGAUAGCUGUCCAUCUAUCUGUCUAGAUAGCUAUCUAUCUAUCUAUCUAUCUAUCUAUCUAUCUGUCUAGAUAGCUGUCCAUCUAUCUGUCUAGAUAGCUGUCCAUCUAUCUGUCUAGAUAGCUGUCCAUCUAUCUGUCUAGAUAGCUAUCCAUCUAUCUGUCUAGAUAUCUAUCUAUCUAUCUAUCUAUCUGUCUAGAUAGCUAUCCAUCUAUCUGUCUAAAAAGCUAUAUAUCUGUGAAAAAUAGCUAUCUGUUUAUCUAUCUGUCUAGAUAUCUACCCAUCUAUCUGUCUAGAUAUAUAUGCAUCUAUCUAUCUAUCUAUCUAUCUAUCUAUCUAUCUAUCUAUCUGUUUAUCUCUCUCUCUAUCUAUCUAUCUAUCUAUCUAUCUAUCAAUCUAUCCAUCUAUCCGUCUAUCUAUCUAUCUAUCUAUCUAUCUAUCUAUCCAUCUAUCUGUCUAGAAAGCUAUCCAUCUAUCUGUCUAGAUAUCUAUCUGUCUAGAUAGCUAUCCAUCUAUCUGUUUAGAUAGCUAUCCAUCUGUCUGUCUAGAUAUGUACCCGUCUAUCUGUCUAGAUAUGUACUCGUGUAUCUGUCUAGAUAUCUACCCCUCUAUCUGUCUAAAUAUCUACCCGUCUAUCUGUCUAGAUGUCUAUCUGUCUAGAUGUCUAUCUAAAUAACCCAAGUGACAUGUAUCUCAAAUAAAAACUUGAAUUACACAAAAGUGCUCUUUAUGGUAAUAAUUACCAUUCAAAUUCUAUCAGUGUCAUCUUUUCUGAUGGAAAAGGAAGCACUGCAGUCAGUUUGCAUUGUAUGUUCUACCCUUUGUCUUACGUGGAAGGAGUUAAUUUGUUCAGAUAUGAUAUCCCCUUGUGUUAAUGUAUAAACGGAACUGUAAAGAAAUGUUCUGUUGUAUGUAACUCUGCACGCAGGAGAAGGCAAAGUAUGUUUACACUGUGCGUUCCUUCUUUCUGGCACUGAUGUUGUAUUUUAAUUUUCAGCAGGCUGUGUCUUAUCCAUGUAGACAUUUGGCACAUUUAUGUUUUGGCAACCAAUAACAAGACGUGGCAAAACCAUUUGUUUAAAAAAUUGCAGAGUCAAAUUUAUUUUUCAGCAAUUCUAUGUCCUACAAAAAGUCUUCUUUUAACCUGUUUAUUUUCAGGUGAUAUUGAUGUCAAACAGAUUAAGACGUAUUGAUUACUUAUAGAUCGUCAGAAGUUUUGUUUUGUCAAUGGAUCAAAAUAAUAUUGUUAAGAGGUGAUUUUGUUUUCAAUUUUUUCACAAUCUUUCAUUUUUUUAAAAUGUAAAUAGGAAUAUACAGGUAUAAAAAAUAGUAACAAGGAGGGAGAUAUAAACCAUGCAUGUAAAUUGUAAGCUCUAUAUUCAUCAAAACACAAAACAAGGUGCAACUAUUAAUUAAUUAAACUAAACCAACUCACACAAAUACCCGAAGUCGCAGAAUGGAAUGUGAAGAGUAAAAUGGAAAAACAUAAGAAAAUACCGUAGCGGAGGAGGAAGAGGAUGGAAAAAAAGUGAUGGGGAACUUAGUUCAAUGCAGUAACAUCUCUGCAGGUUGAAAUGGUAAGUCCAGAGUGACAAUGUCAGAUAUAGCAGAAUGAAAGGAGCCACCAGUUGUUCUCGGAAGAGCAAGUAUAAACAUUUUGAGCAUUGUUCAUCCAGCAUGCUCCAGAUUCUGUUCCCAUAUGAUCUGUUAGCGUGGGGGUUCCUUCUAACGAAGUAAGUAAAACUUGGUAGAGAGAGAAGAUUUCUCCUUCUAAUAGGGUUAUUUAGUAAAGUGAGAAUUGUCGGGAUGUCAAAGUGUAAGCGAAGCUUAAGUUCUGAGUCGCAGAACUGAAAAAGUUCUCCCAGUCAGCUAUUCUUCAAGUUUUGCAAAUUUUUAACUUAAAUUUGAAAUUAAUUUUGAAUUCCCAUCAGUUCUUACUUUAGUGAAUUAACCUUUAAACAUUCCCUGCCCAAGCACCUCUUCUUAAAGGGAAAAUGCACCCUGCGCAGUUUAUGUCUAAGAGUUAAGAACCUAUAAAAAGGUAAAAAGUUGCAAUAACACUCUUUCAGAGUUAUUCACAAUGGAGAGAAUUGUUGGGAUUUUAAAGUGAAUUUAAAUUUAAGGCCAAAGUAACUGAAUGAAAUCAUAGCUGACUUGGAUAAAUUUUCAAGCUCAGCUAUUUUAAACUUAAAUUUGAAAUGCAGUUUGUAUUCCUAUUAAUUCUCACUUUAGUCAAUAACCCUAUUAAUGUCUGGUAGGGGAAGUAUACUGUUUCCGAAGCUUAUAGAUUGCACUAGAUUCCUAGUUACACAGGAACCCCAGAAUUCAGGAUGCAUUCAUGGUGGAAAUUUUAGGUUGUCUGGCAAGAGAAGGAGCAAGGCCAGAUUAAGAGCCCAUUGGGUCUGGUGCUGACAAUUAUGAUGGGCCUAAUUACAGAAUCUAAUUGACAGAAAAACAAGAUGCAUUUAUAUGAAUACACAUUUCCUAUGCUAAUCUCUCGCUUUCAUCUCCUAACCAAAUUCAUACCCCACAACAUUGGCGUCAUGUGAAUCAGUACUUUGGUGGCGGGGUAAAAUGAGGUGGACGGCGGGCCAGUAAUGAGAAUCGUGUCACUGGCACCACCAAACGGGGUGAACCUGCCUGGAGAAGAGUGCAGGUCUACCCAAAGAAUAGGAAGGUCAGCAUGAAAUAAAUGGUUGCAAGGCUGUCUGCCCGUCAUCCAGGCUGGCUAACUAAGGAUGGGCUAUGCACCCUGAGCUCGGCAUGAAUGCAUCUAAUGAUAUGUUCUCUCUAUGCAUUCUCGGAACGGUUCACUGGUGCCCCCAGAGCCUACUUGUCCACUCCUUCCCUUGUUACUUGCAGGCAGAUGCAGGGCUGGUGAAUGAACUUUUGCCCUCCUAGACGAAACAUUUUGCACUACAUAUGCACCACUACAGACAAGUUCAUUGAUGCACACAUACAGAGACAAGCUUACUGACAUACACACGCUCAUUACAGACAGGCUCAGUGGCACACACAUAUUCACUCUUACUCUCCCUUGGGAACUAGCGCCCUAUACCACUGCAUAAAUUUCAUAAUGGAAGCCCCAGCACUGGACAGAAGCUCUUGGUAUGCAGUCUGUGAUAGAGAAACGAUGGGUAUAUUGAGUAUAGAAGAAAUAUAUACACAGAAUGAAAUGUCAGAUUUAUCUUACAUUUAUAGUCAGUCAGUGCCCACAUCCGUCCUACGUCCUCAUACUUAAUUCACUCUGCACAAAGCAAGAGCAUGUGAAGAGAAGUAAAAAAAUUAAUGGGCCUGUUCUAUGGGCAUAGGCCUGGAGCUUCAGUUAAUCCAACUGUGGGAAGGAGUGAUAUAAGAGGGGAAUGUAUAAUAUGGGCACCAUUUGUAAAAUUAGAAAGGAUUAAACUGCUUAUAGAAAAUAUGAGAUGCAAAUAUAACUGGGGCAUCAGAGUUUAAUCAGUGAUGUUAAGAGAUGGAGCAACCAAUAUAAUAAUUAAAGGGACUUUAUAGUCACCAGAACAACUACAGCUUAAUGUAGUUAUUCUGGUGAGCAUAACAUGUCACUGCAGACUUUUUGCUGUAAACACUGCUCUUUCAGAGAAAAGGCAGUGUUCACAUUACAGCCUAGGGACACCUCCAGUUAUACUUCCUCCUUUUUAAUUCUUUAUUUUCAAAAGCAUAAUAAGGUACAACAAACAGACUGUUACAUUGCAGCGCAGAGAUAAAAUAAACAAAAGAAUGCAAUUGUAACAGAAAAUAAAAUAGUCAGAGGCUAGAGUUAAUUUGUGAUCGGAAAAAGGAUUACUUUGUCUUAUCUAACAGAAUUCUGGUACCUGCCUGAUAUGCAACAGUUGUCCGCAGUUUUACUACACUGGAAGAUAGGCGAAAACCCUAUUAGUACCAUAAUACCAUCACAUUAUCUCAUUGCCCCUAUACCAGCUGAUCUAAUCUUUGUAAUUAUCCCUUUCACUGCUCUGGGUAAAAGCUGCAAAGUGCUGCUGUAGCCCACUGCAGCAUUAGAGGUUAAAUAAAUUAGACUAUUGUUUGGAGUGUCCCAGGACCCAAUGACAAUGUGAUCCCACCGCCCAACCAGUCGCAUAAUACAUUUAAAGGAUUGGAUAUAUUCAACCACUUGCUAAAUGGCUUGCUGUUCGAAUAUAUGAUGCUCUGCUGCUCAAAAAUAGUAAUAAGUUUAAAACAUAAAUUUCAUUUCUUUUACAAAGUAAUUUAAUCUGUAAGUGCAGAGAUAGCUUUUCCGUCAAAGAUUAUAACAGUUUAUAUUAUAGCAUAUGGUCAGACAGCUGUUGGUAUGUUUACUGGUGAUAUAGCGCCAUAGUGGUUAGCACUAAAUAAAUAACUCGCAGUAAUGAAACCUAGAAUUUAUCUUCUGCCCGCAUUACAUACUUUAUUGGCCUAAAGAUAUCCAUAGAAUCAGUCACAAACUAAGAUGAUUUAUUGUAUAUGUCAUUAAAUAUAACAUUAAGAAAAGAACACCUCCCAGAAUAGUACAUCUGGCAGUUCAACUAUUAAAUGAAUCCUGUUUUGCUGACUUCUGGAUUGCACAUGAACUGGAAUUUGUUGUCCCUACAGAGCACCUGUUCACUACCAUAGUGCAAUCAGUGGGACAAUGAAAAGGGGUUUAAUAAAAAAAAAAAGCAGCAAAGUAUGGUGAUAUAAAAAAAAACUAAUUGAAGAAUUAUGGUUUUGGUGUGAUUAUAGCAGAGUUUAAGCAAUCUUUCAUCUAAAUUUUGAAAUUUGAUAAUACAGUAUAUCCGCCAACUUUGAUCUGGCUGGAAUUGAGAUAAUUUAGAUAAAUAUCGUCAAACCCAGCUUAAAGCAGUUCUGUCUUUUUUUUUUCUUUUGAAUUUCCUUUCCUUAUGCACCCUGUAUUUUAAUGAUUACACUCCAAUUAUUCUCUUUUCUUCCUUGUGCCAGAUCUCAGUAUCUGGGUGCAGCUAUUUUAUUCUCCUCCACGAUGUCUGCAGUUUACCAUUUUGAUAUUGAUUUUUCUGAUGGAUUGUGGGUAAAUUUGAUUGGCAAAUUAAAUAGAACCUUGCGUAAGCUCUGCCCAUCGUCAAGGUUUGUCAACUGCUAUGCAUAAAGUAAAGUAGACCCUACUUGGAAUAUGUUUUAUGACAUUAAAUUUUAUGACAGCGCUCAGGGAAAAAAAAAUAAUUCAUACACAUGGAGCUAUUCAGAAGCAGAUUAGAGAAAGCUUACUUUUUGUGACAUUGCUGCUUUAAGUGUUCUGGUACACUAAUGUGUCUUAAUGCAGAGAGCUUUUACACAAAUAAAAUACUGAACCACUGCACAUGCAAGUCACUCUUGCUAAAAUUCCAACCUCUCAGUACUAAAUUGUUUGUGUUUUAUUACAUGCAUUCACUAGUGUUCAUUUUGAUAUUCGUGUGUGCUGUGCUGUUACUCUAACCUCCUCAGUUUACUUUCUUUACCUCAAUUCACUGUCUAGUUACUAGUAGGACUGGUCCCAUAUGCAGCUUCUUUAUACAAUGGUUAGAUUGUACAGAAGCACAUCUCCCUAGCUUCAGUUACAAACUCCUUCUAAAGAGACUAAGUGUGUCUGUUUUCUAAACCUCAAGAUGCAGUGCCAUGAGAACCAACUUGCUUAAUGUAGGCCAAAUAGAGGAGAUACAAUAAAUUCCACAACUUUUCUUAAUUAGUGCAUUUAUCCAGAGCUCGUUCCUCCAAACAGUCCUAGGACUGGUGGGACAUUCUUAGUUUCCAGGUCCUGUUCCACCAUCCCAGAUGGCGCACAGCUAAGAUGGCCCUACCAUGACAGACCCUUCCCUCUUCCAGACAGUUCUGCGACUCAUUACAUCACAGCCCUUUCUCUUGGGUCUGCCUCGGGUCCCGAGUUGAUACCUUCCAAUGCUAGGAGAUAUGAGAACGUGUUCUACUUUAAUUAUUCAAGUGGAUUCUCAAAUUACACACACUUGCUGUAAAUUGUAUACAAUACUCCCACAUAUUCUGCACUGUAUGUCACCUCAGAUCUAUUAGAGAUUUUAUUGCCAACUUUACAUUUUUUCACCGCUUUAUUAUAUCAUUUUCUCUUUCGGGUUUGAAGAACUAGCAUAAAUCUCCCAAUUUGUUGUCCAUCAUUGCACUCUUUGCAUAUGGGAUUUACUUGGAGUAGAGAUGUCUUCUGCUGGUACUGUGUGUCACUAGCGACAUCCUCAAUGCAUGCAGCCUGUGAAUAAAGAUUAUUUUUUAAACUGGAAAGAAACACCACACAGUUCAAUGUUGUCCAAGAAACCAAGCUAAAGAAAUCAUUAUAUAAGAAAAUGAACAUAUAAAAUAAAAUAGCCACUCAAAGUUUAAUGUAGCUUAGUAUUAUGACUAAAAUCCUGUUAGGGUCCCCAGUCCCUCACAUCUGUGGAGGGGGUGGGUGGUUACUGAGACUGAGCCUGUACAGUGGUUUCUAAGGAGCUAUCUUUCUAAUCACUGAGCCUUUGCUUAUUGUUAUGUAAUACUCACUGUAGUGUAUAAGUGAUUAUUCCAUCACCAUAGCAACACAAUAUAACAUUCUCCAAGUUCUCUCUACCACACAAACUGCACACUAAGGAGGGGGAUGCUCCAUUUAAUAUGCACUGUCACUGCUCUCUCGAACUUGGCUUUCCUCUUCACAGAAAAUCUAGUCACAGUUUAUAUAACCAGUUUUCACUUUAUUGAAAACAUAUGUCCUUUUGGAGCACUCACUAAGCAAAGUUUUUUUCAGUACAGUUAUUUUUUUCCCCAGUAUGUUGUGUUAUUCAGAGGUCUUGUGUCGAGCUCUGCAGGAUUCUCUUAAUAAAUUCCCAUUGAUCACCAAAUAUUAAAUAUUCCAAAAUUACAUAUACAGUGGGACCUCGGUUUACAAAUUGAAUGCGUUCUCCGGGAGUUUUCUUAUUGCGAAAAAUUUGUAAACCGAAACGUGGUUUCCUAUAUGAAUGCUUUGAAAACCAAUUAAGCUGUUCUGGAGGUCAGAAAAAAAGUCAAAAUGAGCUGGCAUGGAAACCAACCCACAAUGCAGUACACCUAAUAAAAGGCAUGCAAAUGGCAAAGCGAAGCUCCCUAGCUUUCCACAGCCUGACAAAUGCACCAAAAAGUCCUAAAACAACUGCAAACAAUAUCCAGAAUGGCUCCAAAACAUGAUGCAAAAGCCGCUCCAACACCUCCAACAACUCCACACUCGAUGCCACGUGCUACCCACAGGCUCCAGCAUGCAGGGGCGGUGCUAUAAACCUCCCAGAUGCAAUGCAUCCUGGGGAAACUUGUUUUGUAUUGCGAAAAAAGUUUGUAAACCGAGGCAUUAUUUUCAAUGGAUUUUCAUUUGUAAACCGAAAAUUAUGUUAACCGAGGCGUUUGUAAACCGAGGUCCCACUGUACAUGUUUUAAAGGAGCUGAGAGAAGAAACAAAGUUUGCCGUGCGAACAGUGAUAUCAAAACCAUAGAAAAUUCAGAGUGCUUAGUGUGCAUAUCAACAAAUAUACUUAAAUGGACACUAUAGUCACCAGAACAACUAAUGCUUAUUGUAUUUGUUCUGCUGAGUAUAAUCAUUACAUUCAGGCUUUUUGCAGUAAACACUGUUUUGUUUUGGUUUUUUUGCAAAAAGGCAGUGUUUACAUUACAGCCUAGUGAUACCUCCACUGGCCACUCCUCGGAUGACUACUAGAGGUGUUUCCUGGGGCAGUUUAGUGUGCAGAACUGCCAUUCAGUGUCUCCACCCUCUGCAUGGAGACACUGAACUUUCCUCAUAGAGAUGCAUUGAUUCAAUGCAUCUAUAUGAGGAGAUGCUGAUUGGCCAGGGGUAUGUUUGGCUUCUGCUGGCUCUGCCUCCUAGACAAGCCCAGCCAAUCCAAUGUGCAAGCAUUGUGAUUGGCUCAGAGAAUCACUUCUGAUGAUGUCAGACAAGCAGGCAGAUCAGGGGCAGAGCCAGCAGCAGCAGACUGGAGUAAAGGUAAGAUUUUGCUAUAUUUAGGGGGAAGCCAGGGGGGCUAGAUGGUGGUUUUAACACUAUAGGGCCAGUAAUAUAUGUGUGUUGAUAGAUAGAUAGAUAGAUAGAUAGAUAGAGCCUUCCCUGAGUUUUGAGAAAUAUUGUCUAAAGAAGGACAGAGUCUUAAAGAUUAGAAAUGGAAAUAUUAAACACAAUAUGAAAGUGAGGCAAAUUGAGGCAGAUUAGGAGGAGAAAGAAAAAGAAUAGAAGAGGGGGGUCUUCCCAUAGCCCUUGGGAAGACACCAAUGGUAUCUGUUUUGUGGUCUGGUUACUGGAGGAGAAUAAUGUCCUAUUAAUGCUACUUGGAAAGUCAUCCAGAUAUCAAAAUUAAGUCCUAAGUGUGGGGAAUCAUGACCGGAGAACUCCUUAUAAGAUGACGGGGUAUAGAAAAGCUGUGUUUUUGUUAUCCAACACAGUUUUAAAAUGAUUUGUUUUUUCCUUACUAAGAAAAUGCAUUUUUUUUUUAAAUGAUACCUUUGCCUUACCAAUGUUAAUUUGUUUUUCCUAUUUUAAUGUGGCAUGUACACUUAUAUUGUAGAUUAGGGGAAGAUGAUUACAUCUUUGAAGCCAACAUGGCCAAUGGAGGAUGUGAAGUCCAUCGCUUUGAUCCAAGCAUUACAUCUGCUCACAUCCAUGAAGGGGAACGACUUUGGCACCAUCGCCUCUCUGUUGACUGGAGGGAUCCCAACCCUGCUAUUGCUACACAUAAACUACACAGCAAUACUAAAAAAUUAGGCACCAUUAUCAAUGAGUUUGGUCACUGGAAGGUAAGAGUUGUUUGAGUGUUUUAUUGAAGACGUUUUUAUUGAAUUAUUUGCCAUGGAAGAUAUUUUUUUAUUUCCAUUUGUUGAUCUUCUAAUGUUGCUCAGACUCCAAACUUGCAAACAUAUUUGACAUAGUAUCGUAAAAAAAAAUCUGCUUCAUAGCUCCAACCCUCCUCAUUGAUGGUUUUCAGCAGGUACAAAAUGUAUUGGAACCAUGGAUUGCUUUAUUUCAUAUUCUUAACGGGCUAUAUUUUCUGUUUGUGAUAUGAAUGUGGAAAUGUGGAGCCUCGCUGCUCAUGCACAAAGUGUAAUUAGUCACUUGAAUUGGUAAUUACUGAGAAGGUGUAAAAUCUAUCCCUGAAUGACCCUUAAUCCAUUCAGGAUAAUAAAACAUUUUAAUAAAUAUGUCAGACUGUACUUUAAAUUGGGUAUAUCCCUGAACAUAUUACAAGAAGAUAUUUACCUGUGGACUACGUAUGUCUCCUUCAAUAUGGAUGCUGGAAAUGAAGUGGUAGUGCAUGAAGAAUUUCCAGCAGCCGUCUUUGUGGGCUUUCAUGUGCUGAGAAUCUUGGGGGAUCCUCAGGAAUGCUAUGCAAAAUAACCAAGUCUAUAUAUUUCUUAGCUAUUAAGCACAUUUAAUGUUUAAUGUAUAAAUAAAAUUAGGAUCGCUACAAACUGGACUUAAAGGACAACUGUCAUCAAAUUUCUAUUAUUUGUUUUUUCAAAGUGUAUUAAAUUUUGGCUGGGCAGAGCUUGACUGCCAUGCUGGACAGUUGCACAUCUUCUGAGCUCAUCACAACAGAUUAAAUGUAAUACUAUUUUGAGGCCAUUCACCCCACUUAUGCAGGCAUUCUGUCUACUAAUCUCACAAAGCAACACUGUGGGAAAGCGUUUUGGUGGCAAAUCUGAACACGCUGAAAGUUUUCCUGAUAGGUGGAUUUUGUGGCCUAUUCAAGGCCCUUGUGGUGACACAGGUGGGAAAGGUGGUCGAUCUCUCCACUAUUAGCCAAGCAGCAUAUAGAAGCCUCUAAUCCAUACCCUCCCCCACUUCCGGUGAGCCAUGCUGUAGCUCCUCAACACUCCCCUACUCUUCAAUACUGUGUUCUUUGCUGAUUUUUGGAAGAAGAUCCACCAUUGCAUACAGCGUCCCAAACACCAGCGACAGACCCCCAUCUUACCUUUGUGUCCAAUACAGCCUGUAAUCGAUGUACUUGCUGCAUCUCCUCAAGGAGAUGAGUCCCUUAAUUUUCUCACUUGUGUUGCCAAUUGUCCUCUCCUUGCUCUUCUACAUUGCUUAUUUGUGUUAUUCUUUAUUAAUAAAAAUCAAGUUACUUUUCCUAGGUGAACAGUGUGACUGGCUUGUUUCCCAUGGUGUAAGGUGCAUAGUGUAGGAGUCGGACCCACUGAUAUUGGGGUUCUUCCACUGAUAUUGGGGUUCUUUGACAUAGUGGUGGGCUUAACAUGACAUGAGCCGUAUGGUGUAACUGAAAAAUGUAUUUAUGUUUUUGUGUGUACACUGUUCCUUAAAGGACCACUAUAGUGCCAGGAAAACAUACUAGUUUUCCUGGCUCUAUAUGGUCCUUGGGUCCCCCUCACCCUCUGGGCCCCCCUCCCGCCGGGCUCUAGGGGGAGGAAGGGGUUAAUCCCUUCAAUCCCCUGUCAAUGAGACAGCCACUAGAGGCUGGAUUAACCCAUUUGUAAACAUAGCAGUUUCUCUGAAACUGCUAUGUUUACAGCUGCAGGGUUACCACUAGAUGGACAUUGAGCUGAAGUGUUCUGGGUGCCUAGAGUGGUCCUUUAAGUGUAUUUUGUAUAGAUUUUGGUAUUUUACUGUUGCGAGUGUGCUUCCAAUUCUCCUUGUUUCACGGUGCAAGAGAGCCAAGAGGAGCAUUGAAAACACAAGGCGUAAAUGCUAUCCUCAGCUCCCUCAUGGGUUACCAGGGCUGUAUUUACCUUCUUUAUUGACCCCCUUAAUGCCCCUGUUUAUAUAUAAAUAUAUAUAUAUACUGUUUUUAAUCAGUUGAACAAAGAGCUUUUUGUAGGAAGAAAUGGGAACUUAUGCUAAAAGAAAAUAUGUUGUGUUUGGGGGGAUUAGGAAGACAAAUAUUUUCAGGGGUAAGGUUAGAUAAAAAAAAAUUUAAACCAAUUGCCGUUGCUUUUUAACAUAAGCUUUUUAAUUUGAACAUUAAAUUCCUUAGUAAUCACAAAGGGCUGUAUUUACCGUAAAGAAUUUUUAGGGCACACUGGUAAUUUAGAGUGAUUGCCAAACCAAACAGCAUCCUAGUUGAUUCUGAUUUGCCAUGAUGGAGAGAAAUGUUCUGUGUAGUUAUUCCCAGUUCUGUUACAUAGUUACAUAGUUACAUAGCUGAAAAGAGACUUGCGUCCAUCAAGUUCAGCCUUCCUCACAUUUGUUUUUUUGCUGUUGAUCCAAAAGAAGGCAAAAAAACCCAGUUUGAAACACAAUUUUGCAACAAGCUAGGAAAAAAAUUCAUUCUUGACCCCAGAAUGGCAGUCAGAUUUAUCCUUGGAUCAAGCAGUUAUUACCCUACAUUGAAAGAUUAUACCCUUAAAUAUUCUGUUUUUGCAAGUAUGCAUCUAGUAGCUGUUUGAACAUCUGUAUGGACUCUGAUAAAACCACUUCUUCAGGCAGAGAAUUCCACAUCCUGAUUGUUCUUACAGUAAAAAAAACUUUCCUUUGCCUUAGACGAAAUCUUCUUUCUUUCAGUCUAAAACAUGGCCUCGUGUUCUAUGUAAAGUCCGGUUUGUGAAUAGAUUUCCACACAAUGGUUUGUAUUGGCCCUGAAUAUAUUUGUAUAAUGUUAUCAUAUCCCCUCUCAGGCGACGUUUUUCUAAACUAAAUAGGUUUAAAUUUGUUAACCUUUCUUCAUAGCUGAUAUGUUCCAUUCCUUUUAUUAAUUUUGUAGCCCGCCUCUGCACUUUUUCUAGUGCCAUAAUAUCCUUCUUUAGAACAGGUGCCCAAAAUUGCACAGCAUAUUCAAUAUAUCUUACCAGUGAUUUAUAAAGAGGCAAAAUGAUAUUCUCGUCCCGAGAAUGAAUGCCCUUUUUCAUGCAUGACAAUACCUUACUGGCCUUGGCCACUGCUGAUUGACAUUGCACAUUGUUGCAUAGUUUGUUGUCUAUAACAAUUCCCAAGUCCUUUUCGUGUGUUGUUAUCCCUAAUUCGCUUCCAUUAAGGGUAUACUUUGCUUGUGUAUUCUUUACGCCGAAGUGCAUAACUUUGCAUUUUUCAACAUUAAAUUUCAUCUGCCAAAUGAGUGCCCAGUCCCCCAGUCUAUCUAAAUCCCUCUGCAGCAAAGUAAUAUCUUGCUCACAUUGUAUUAUUUUACAAAGUUUUGUAUCAUCUGCAAACACUGAAACAUGACUUUCAAUGCUGUCUUCAAGAUAAUUUAUUAACAUGUUAAAUAGAAGGGGUCCCAGAACAGACCCCUGAGGGACACCACUUGACACCUCUGUCCAGCUUGAAAAUUUACCAUUAAUGACAACUCUUUGUACUCUGUUUUUAAGCUAAGUUCUACCCAAGAACAAGCAUUUUCACCUAGACCGAUUUCCUUGAGUUUGAACACUAAUCUAUUGUGUGGAACUGUAUCAAAUGCCUUGGCAAAAUCUAAAUAGAUCACACAGAUCAGUUUCGCACCGGGGCCCCAUGGAUUGUGUGUACGCCACUGCAUAUGUCUGUGUGUAUGGAUGUUUGUAUGCAUGUAUGUCAGUAUGUCUGUAUAAAUGCAUGUAUAUCAGUCUGAAUGUAUGUAUGUAUGUCUGUAUGCCAUUAUGAAUGUAUUUAUGUAUGUAUGUAUGUAUGUAUGGAUGUCAGUAUCUGUAUGUCUGUCAGUAUGUGUGUAUGUAUGUAUGUGUGUAUGUAUGUCCGUGUUUGUAUGUAUGUGUCUUUAUGUCCUCUUGCAUGUGUGUCUGUAUGUAUGUUAGUAUGUGUCUUUCAGUCACUAUGUAUUCCUGUGUGUCUCUAUAUGUGUGUAUGUCUCAGUAUGUGUGUGUCAGUAUGUAUGCCUGUAUGCGUGUAUGUCUGUUUCAGUAUGUGUGUCUAUUAGUAUGUAUCUGUGUCCUUUUGUAUCAGUGAGUGUGUUUGUGUCUGUGUGUGUAUUCCUGUGGGCGGUAUUUGGAGGCGGACCCUGUGGGCGGUAUUUGGAGGGGGCCCCAGACCCUCAGCUGAGUUAGGGCCCCAAAAUUUCUGUUGGCGGCCCUGUUUUGGUAUAGUUUGAUUGUUUGUGUAAACUGUAAAAUAGUCUGUAAAACCAAUGCUUCCCAUUCCACUUAUUAAGACAGCUGCAGAGGUCUGGCAGGAAAUGUUUUCUGACCUUUUUUUGCAUAGGUAUGUUUACAGCAUAUUUGUUUUCUGAGGAGUUUGUGAAUAUUUUAAUGGCACAUGUCAGGAACAAUAAAUCUUAAUGCAAUGUAUAGAUUGUGGGCUAAAUAAUUAGCUGUAUUUUUUGCAAUUUGGUUUUAUCAUUUUUAAUGUAGAUUUGUAUUAAUGUUCUAAAUAGAUCACGGUAGAGGUACAGGUAUGAACAAACAUACUAAUACAGAAUUGACAAUAGUGCAUGAGAUAAAAUAAGGUAUUCUCUGUAUAUAGCAUGAUAGUUAUUGUUUUCUAUACUAUUUAAUAUUUAGUGACUGGGCAGUGUUUCAAUCCAAUGGAAAGUGCCACCUCUCGCAGUGUCUUCUGUUGUCAACACUGAAGGGAAUAAUGUUCUAGAAUAUAAAUGUAUCCCUCUAGGGGGAGCAACUGUCACAUACAGAAUAUCCAGAUCUGAGCAAAAGUUUCAGAGUACUGAGGAAACUGUUAAAGUAAAAAAGAGAACCGAGAAAAGAGAAAGGCAGAAGAAAGAGAAAAAGUGGAAGAAAUUAGGAAUUGGAGGAAGGGGGUCAAAUUAAGCAAAUUGAGGUUAGCAAAUUGAUCAAUUGCUCCAUGAAUAGGAUCAAGCAUACAGCAAUACUCUGAUCUGCCACACCAUUAAAACCACUGACAGGUGAAGUGAAUAACAUUGAUUAUAUCAUUACAAUGGCACCUGUCAAAGGGAUAUAUUAGGCAGCAAGUGAACAGUCAGUUCUUGAAUUUCAGGUGUUGGAAGCAAAACAAAAUGGGCAAGCCAAAAUAUCUGAAUGAUUUUGACAAGGAACAAAGAGUGAUGAGAUGUUCCCAGUAUACAGUGGUUAGUUUCUACCAAACAUGGUGCAAGGAAGGAUUACUGGUGAACCGGUGUCAGAGUCCUGGAUGCCCAAUGUUUUUUGAUACAAGUGGGGAGUGAAGGCUAGCCUGUCUGGUCCAAUCACACAGAUGAGCUAUUGUAUAGUAAAAUCUUACCUUUAUUCCAGUCUGCUUCUGUUGGCUCUGCCAUGAUCUACCUCCUUGGCUGACAUCAUCAGAAGCUGGGAUCUUAGCCAAUCACAAUGCUUUAACAUUGGGUUUACUGAGACUAUCAAGGAGGCACAUCAGGGGCAGAGUGAGCAAAAGCCAAAUACAGCCCUGGCCAAUAAACAGCGUGAGGAAGUCCAGCAACGCUCUAGCACAGAAAAUCUGUGCUAGAGACACGGAAAGUGCCCUCUAGUGGCUGUCUAGUAGACAGCCACUAGAGGUGGAGUUAACCCUGCAAGGUAAUUAUUGCAAUUUAUAAAAAACUGCAAUAAUUACACUUGCAGGGUUAAGGGUAGUGGGAGCUGGCACCCAGACCACUCCAAUGGGCAGAAGUGGUCUGGGUGCCUGGAGUGUCCCUUUAAGCAUUUGUUUCUUUUCAAAUAAUUGUGAAAAAAUGAUCAUAGUAGUGGCAUAAAAAUGUCUGGUAAACACAAUAUUAUAAAAAUAUUGAUGUAACUGAAACUGGGAAUGGUAGGUGGCUCAAGGCAGGGUAUGAAAUUUUAAUUGUACAAUAUAAGCACUUACUAGAGGCAUAAAAGUAAUUUGACUUUUAAUGAAAUUGCUGUAAAAUUGUGCAAUUUUCUGAAGCAAAGUAGAUAAUAUAAUAUGUAAUAAUUAUUCAGCCAGAAUUAACUGUUUCCAACUGAGGAGGAUAUGAAUAAUAAUUUCCAUAUGUUUUGUAAUAGGUCCAAUAAAUUAAUGCAAAUCAUAUUAAUGUUUGCUUUUCGCAUUUAAGCAUUCAAAUGUGUGGUAUUAAGAACAUAACAGAAAUACAGAACUUAAUCCUUAAGGAUGAAUGCUAUUGUCCAACUUCUAAACCAAAACCAGGAACUAGAGAAGUAGUUAACCCGGCAAUGUAAUUAUUGCAACUUCUCAGAAACUGCAAUAAUUAGCUUUGCAGGGGACAGGGGCUGUUAGGCUUUAAACUUGUACAGGGUCUGUAACCCUUACGCUGCAAUGGACUUAUGCUGGUAACACAUCCUACUUUCCUUAAUCUUUGUAUAUUUUCACUGCAGAGAACAAUUAAUGUACAAUUAAAGCAGACCAGUCAUUAUGAAGUUUAAGAAAGAAGUGCUCUUUUUUAAUGUGGGUAUAGCGUAUACAUGAAACAAAGACAGUUUUAAUAGGGGUGUAUUUCUUAUAUAACAUUACGUAUUACGUUAUUCUACUGCACAUGUCUAGCACGUCUUCUCGAAACUCUGCAGGGUUAUCGUGUGAGAGAAAAAAGGGAGUAUGUGUGCUUGCAGGAUAGCAGACAGGGGAUAGAAUUCUUGCUUUUAACCCCUGCAGACGUGGAAAGAGUUAACUAAGACAAAAACUGAUGUACAUGACAGUCUUUGAUUUAGAAACCCAAUAAAAAUUUUCAGGUGGUUAGAGAGAAUGUUAUGUUUUCCAACAGCAGGAUGUUUAUACACUAUAUAGGAAACUAGUGUCAGGCCCUCAACAGAAAAAAUAUAGUAUGUUUAAAGAAUGCCAGUUUAACCCUUUUAAAGCAUGAGUAUCUUGUAUUAUACUCAGGCUUACUGACCAUUCAAUCUUCCAAGCCCUGUAUAUAGUAUAUACUUUUAGCUAGUAAUAAGAAAUACAGAAGUAGAAAGCAGGACAUGAGACUGACACCCUGUAACAUAUUAUGUAUAGCUCUGUAUGUGUAGGGGAAUAUUCACUAAGCAUUUCAUAGGUUAAACAAUUCAUUCUUCAUCAGGGGCACUGCACCCAAACCACUUCAAUGAGAGGAAAUGUUCUGGGUGCCUAUAGUGUCCCUUUAAUCCUACACUAUCCCUGUCCCUAAAAUAGCAUUAACCCUUACCAGACAAUAACCCAUAAAGUUAACACUAAUACUGACACUAGCUAAAACUAACAAACCCUAACAUUAAAAGACCACUAUAGGCACCAGACCACUUCAGCUCAAUUAAGUGAUCUGGGUGCCACAUCCCUCUAGUUUUAACCCUGCAACUGAAAACAUAGCAGCCUCUUGUGGCUGUCUCACUGACAGCCGCUUCCACGAUUCUCACUGUGAAAAUCACAGUGAGAAAACACUGGACGUCCAUAGGGGAGUAAUGCUUUCAUAUGGGCUGUUUGAAUGCGCGAGGGAGCCCGGAACUGGAGAAAGGUAAGUGGCUGAAGGGGUUUUAACCCCUUCAGCCCAGCAGGAGGGGGGCCCUGAGGGUGGGGGGGCCAAAUGACCCUAUAGUGCCAGGAAAACGAGUUUGUUUUCCUGGCACUAUAGUGCUCCUUUAAGGGAUUCCCUCUGAUAAUGGCAGUACUAACAUCAGCAAAGGCAUUUCCUAGCUAAAACAGAGCGGUUUCUGAGCUCGAUCUGAUGGAUGAUUAAAGCGUGAUAGGUAUAUCAGAUAUAUGAGUAUAUCAUAUGCUACAGCUCCAGAAUGCUGUUUCUGACGAUCACAAAUGCCAGGACAGGGCAAGCUGAAUUUGGAAAAGCUUAAAAUCAUCAUGAUGUUAAGGGCUCUGCAUACAGCUAAGACAGUGUGAGACCACUAAAUAUGGCCUCAGCUGACAUAGGGGUUUCCCAGGUAUCGAUUGAUACCUGGAUUUACCAGGUGUGAGCAGGGCUUUACCCUGUUGACACCAAAACUUUAGGAUGUUCCAUGUUGUCCGAACAACCUUAAAACCCACCCACAUUCAGUGCUACUUUGUGUAGACUACAGAGAUUCUAUUUGUGUUUUAACUAUAUACAUUGUGUUCACAAAUAGCUGCACUGGUUCAUAGAAAGCUGUUCUGCAGUUUAUGGGAGACAUUUAGUUAUCAGCUUUCUACAAAACAGGCUUAUAUUAGAUUGAGCAAAACUCUAUGGCUCAUAUUAUCCUGAGCAAAUUCAUGUUUUACUGAAUUAUACUAAACUGAAGAAUUCACAGUUUCAGCAGAAAUCUGACAGUUCCUAUAUAUAACAUUAUGUAUAUCACUAUCUGGAGAUGUCCCUGAGUGUCCCUUUUAGCGGUCCUUAAUUACAUUUUUAAAGCUGGUUGUGAAGUCCGUUUUUUCUGAUAUUAUUUGAAAUAUUUAUUUUAUUGUUUUUGAUUGACAGUGUUGUAUUCUCUGGCUAGUGUGGCUGUAAGGAGAGACUCACAGGUCUCAUUUUUUUUUUUUUUAUUCUCUUGCUGCUUGUACAAUUCUGAAAUAGUAGGCUGGCCAAUUAGGUGUGUAAUUGGCAAAGCAUCAUGCUUCAGUGAACAGGAAAAUAAAGAAGAAUGAGAGUUUAAAAAAAAAAAAAAAAGCAGUUAGAUUGUAGAGGAAGCCCACUAAAUGGCAUAGACAUCUGUGCAACAGGACUGUUGGAGAGCGCAGUUAGGGGAAGAAGAACAGUCAAAAUGACAUGUCCUUGGCAGUGUUACCGUACCUAUGUAUUCUAUUUAAGAAUGAUACAUUGAUAGUUACAAGGCAGGGAUCUGCGGUGUGUGUAGCACUGCCAGCCUGCAGGUGGUAAAACUGAUAAACUAACACAAGAUAAGUGGAAAAAUAAAAUAGGAAAGAAUACGAAAAAUAUAAUCAUAGGUAACAGAACAGUUGUAUUGAACAUGAUCAAGCUAAACAAAUAAGCAAUAGGAGAUUCUGAGGAAGCAAAUUGCGAAAUCUUGGAUAAACCCCAGGUUUGGGGAGUGUUCUUAUACUGUUCAGCAGGUACAGGAUUUAGGAGGGUGGGUGGGAGGCCAAGUGAGCUAAAGAACAGCAUCUCUUAAUUUGACAAUAUUAACCAUGGAGCCAUUAUGCUGCACAUGUAAGAAGUUUGUAAUACCCCACUUAUAAAGGUGAGCAGUUGUAGUGAUUACCACCAGAGGAGAGUGCUCCUACUUAAAGGGACAAACCACUGCCCAAAUACAAAUAAACAAGUCACUGUUUAGUAGAUAUACCCUAAAUGAAAACUUGCAUGCAUUUAAUUAUGUAUUUUUUCAUUGGGAAUAUACCUACAAUCAGCUUGCAAAACCUGCAGUUCUCUUGUCUGCUGUGUUUGCAAACUCUCCCCUUCUAACCCCGCCCAGACAUUUUGUGUCUGUCCAAUCACAGACUUCCCAAUACAGCUCAGUGAGAAGUCUUUGUAAGGCAGGUGCUCUGAGCAGUUGCCGUCUCUUGAGGUCAGCUGCAUUGGGCUAACAAUACCAGGAAGUAGCAUUACCUGGUGUCUGCUUGAAAGCCAGGGGGGUGUAACCAGGUUAACUUAUAAAAGUGCCAAUUUCUAUUGAAAUAUGUACUUUUUGCAAAAUGAAAAAAGAGGACACACUCAUCACACACAAUACUUUUUAGCAAGCUAAAGUUGUUUUUGGGUCUGAAGUGACUCUUUAAGUGAGCAAAGAAAGUCAGGUACCCUCAAACUGAGAUGACAGUUUUCCUUUUUUUCUUUGCAGUCCCAGGUUGCUGAGGGAGGUACUCAUGGAAGCUUAGACAAACUGAACACGCUGUCUAGCUGUAUGGCCUUGGCAAUAAGUCUGCUAGGAGUCUGUGGCAAAGGUGUGGAUGUUCUUCAUCCAGAUCAUUAUACAACAUUUAUUUCCCUAUGUGUAUCUUUGAGGUCAUGCAGAUGGAGAGAUAUGAUCUGGUGGUUUUGGUGAAACUCUUGCACUAUACCUUCCUAAAAAAACGGCUUACUCCACAUGUGCCCCAAGAUCCACCUCAGCAUUAGUGAGCUGUCUAGAAUAUUUUUUCCCACCUCACUACAUGUCCUGGUGUAACUUAUAGAACAAAGUCUCAAUUACCAGGCUACUUAGAGUUCUUUCUGGCGUUUGUUAUUUUGCUUUGCGACCCAUUUCAACCCAGUAAUAAAAGUGAGUCCCAGUCUCAAUUCCUGCCUCUUUGUUUUUGUGCACAAUUUUAAGUUUAUUUACCAAAUGAGUAUACUUAAAAUAAAAUAAAAAGUGGUUUAAACCAGCAAGACUUCUCUCAAUAUAAGCCACCUUAACACUCUUGCUGGAUUAUUUUCUAUCAGGUUCUAUUACCUUAUCAAUAACCAUUAAUAUUUUAUAAAAUACAUUUCAGGAGUCUGUAUACGUUCAAUAAACUGAAUUACAUUUUGGAAUUCAUGAGUGUAAUGAGAUCUCAAUAUAUUGUCCUAAUCUUUCUAGCUGUAGUGAGCCAAGGGCUUUAUGGACACCCUCCAGAUCUUUGAGAUGGAGGUUUAGUUUGUAAUUUUAUCAGGUAGUGGGGUACAGGUGAAAGGACAUUAACUAAUUACUUUUGAGGUGACAUCACUGUGACAUUGUUAUUCUUUUCCUAUGUAUGAAGCGCGCAUCUGAACCUCAAUUUGUCUCGGUGGUUGUUUGUAGAUAAGCACACACUGAAGGCUACUAGCCUUAUUCAGUUAUCGCAGAUAGGAAUAUACUGCAGUUUAAUGGGUUGGUUGGUUUCUAGUUAAAUAAUUGUUCCAAUUCUAAUUACUUCGUCUAAAAUUUCAAACUAAAAUUACAUUUUUUUUUAUUUGGAUACAUCUUGGAAUGUGAAUAUAUCCCACCACUGGUGUAUAAGUGGAGCGCUUUAGAUUUGAAACGUACCCCUAUGGGUUAACACAGUUUUCAUUUUUAAACAAUUUGUUUCAAUAUAUGAAUCUGUAACAAUAAAGCUAACAUAGUGCAAUAUUGUAGUGACUGCAUGUUAGUUUUAUUGUUACAGUUUCAUAUAUUGAAACAAAUUGUUUAAAAAUGAAAAACUGUGUUAACCCAUAGGGGUAAGUUUCAAAUCUAAAGCACUCCACUUAUACACCAGUGGUGGGAUAUAUUCACUUUUCACUUCUGUGUGCACCUUUUCUAUACUAAUUUGUAAGGGAGAGAGUCCCUAUAUUUGUGUGGUAGCUGUUAAACCAAUUUAUAAUAUCAAAAAUAUUUUCCAAAGUGGCUACUUUUUGCACACUUACAUUUGUUUAAUUUCAACCUCUUGGAAUGUAUUAUCUUACACUAUUUUAUUUUGUUAAUGUAUUUCUGUACUCCUCUUUUUUUUCAGAUUGAUAUUCUGAAAGCAGACAUGGAGAGUGCAGAGUGGAAGAUCUUGGAGAAUCUGAUUUUAGAAGGCAUUGUGGAUCAAAUAGGACAAUUAGUAGUGGAAAUCCACCUUCACUGGCCAGGCUUUGAAGUCAGCGGGAAUGACAGCAGUGUGGUUAGAUAUUGGUAUAGCCUUUUUAAAGAACUAGAACGAAAGAGCUUCAAGCUCUUUUACACUUACAAAGACUUAAAUAAACCACAAAUGUUGCUGAAAAAGGAAAUCUUCAAUGCAAGUAGUAGCUAUAUCCUAAGCUGGGUAAAUACGAAGUGGACGUGAUACAAACACAAGGACAUAUAGUGCUUUGAAGCAACUUACCUUCUAAUGCAGUCUAUUUCUUUAUGAGAGGUUUAUGAUGGCAAAACUAAAAGGUAUUGUGUACCUAGUGAAAGUGUUAUAUCUUAAUAAGGGAUACAGGAUGCUAGGAAAUGUUUUGUUCCUGGUACACAAAAUGGGAAAUGGGAAUUCAAUAUAUUAUUGAACGGAUGCUCGAAGAAAGGAGGUUAGUGCCUCCACCCAGAAUCCCUGGAGCAAUAAGUCCACCUCCUGCAUCACAAGCAUCAUAGAAGGACGUUUCCUCUUCCCCUACACAUGUACAGUGUAUACUUGCUGGGCAUGUGAAUGCAGUACAAAUCAACAUCACGAGGAGUAUAGGGGACAUUUUAGCAUACCUAAUGACAACAGUUUGAUGGUUAAGGUUAGCUGACAAUUGUAAGCUACCUUAUUGACCAGGUCUGGGCAAACAGUAGAUCAAUAGAUCACCAGAUGUUCGAGAACGUCAUCUGCAAUGAUGCUUGGCAAAGCAUCAUGGAAGUUGUAGUUCUACAACAUCUGGGGAUCUACCAUUUCCCUCCAACCCUAUUCUAGACUGUUUAGAGUUCACUGCACGAAGAUGCAAUUGCUGGGGAGAUGCAGGAACCAAAGGAAUGUAAUUCUUUCUUCAUCUUUUUAUUUUUCCUUUUUUGUUUAAUAUAUUUUCUUUUUAUUGUAAUGCAUUAUGAAAACUGUGUAUCACCUCCACCCAGGAGUGUCACUUUAUUUAUUUUUUAUUAUGCUAUAGUGAUUUAUGGGGGUAAACAAAUAGAGGUGAUAAUCUGCUUCAACUAAAUUUCUAUGAAAUGUUAUAAUGCCAGAUAUUUUGAUGUAUUUUUUAUGUUAUGUAUAGGAAAGCUGCAACAUAUUAAGGGGAUGCGAAUAUUGAUAAUACAUAUUUGUGAGUUUCACAAGUUAAAUCAGUCAUUUAACUGCAAAAUACUCUUUUAAAUAAGGCAAAUAAACCAAUGGCUUGUUUGGAAUCGACCACAUUUAAAAAGAAUAGGCUGAGAAAUUCUGUCUCCAUUUUGAUCGGCAAGGAUAUUUUGUUAAAAGCAACACAACUGGAUUGUGUUUAAGGUAAUUCCAUUGUUUUAUAUUGAAGUAUUUAUUUAAGGUCAGUCCAUGUGCCUGUCAAAUGUAAUGUGUUAAAAUAAUAGGCUGGACCAUUUGACAAGUAAGAUAUAAUUAAAUGUAUUUUUUAAAAUCACCAUUUUGUUUGCACAAAAAAAAAAAAAAAUCCCAAAUGAACAAUCACAGACAAGGACAAAACAAUAAAUAAUGGUAUCAGGUGGUCUAUGGUGACAGCUGUGAUAUGUACAUACGUUUAAUACAGUGACUUUGUCUCGCCUGAGAAUGCUUCAGAUAUGGAUCUUCACAUUGUACACAAUAAAUCUAUGGUGGAUCUGUACUCCGGACUUUGAUUUUUUUUAAUCAGUGCGCCACUGACAAGGUCAGGAUUUACAUAUUAAAGAAAAUUAAAAACUUAGCAUUAUGACAUUCCUUUAUAAUACUCAUCUCGAUAAAACGGGAAAAUGAAGUAACUCUAGAGUCCACAUUUCUGGCUGUAUGAAAGUAAGUUUCACUAGCCUAAUAAUUUUAGAGAAAUUGCAAUACUUCAAUAAAUGCUCUGCAAAUGGCAAAUAUGUAAGGAAGGGCUAUUUGUUGAAGUUUGAAUCAUCAGGAGUGCAAAGUGAAGUCCAAAUUUUAAGUCACAACAGCUGAACUGAACAAAAACAAACAAAAUCUCAUAGUCAACUAUAUUUUCAAUGUGUCUAUACUGGCUUAAAAUUCACUUUGAAUUCCAGACAAUUUAAACUCUAGUGAGUAACCCUGAAUGGUCACCUGGUAAACUGGGAAUUGUGGAAUUGCAUUUUUAAAGACAAAAC